GGCGGCCGCAACCGGAAGUGGUUGACGGUGAGGAGGAGUGGGGCCCGGGGCCCAGCUGAAGUUUGCCGAGGAGCUGCUGCGCGACGGAAGGAGGCCGCCUCUGCCUUCCGCUGAGGACCCCCAUGGUGCCGCCGCCCCGGUAAGAAGCGCGGGCACGCCCCUCCCUCGUAGCCCCGCCCCCUCCCUCGUGAUUGACUCCAGGCGAUUCCCCCCCCCCCACGGCGCUCUAGACUCGCCUCCCCCCGGACUUGGGUCUUCUUCUUCUUUUCUUCGUCUUUCCUUUUGCGAAUCGUAUGUGUGUAGCAAAGGAGGGGGCCGCCCUCCUCGGAAUCCUCGGCACAGCCCUGUAAGGUAGGCCAGGCAGGGAGGGAAUGGGUUAAAAAACUGAGCCGUGUGGCGGAUUCGAACCUGCGCCUCGACCCUCCAGCCCGAGAUCUCUGCAUAUGAGUGGUUCUCUCCCAUGACAGGGGGGCUUGGGAGUCAUCCGACCCGGCAGCAGAUUCAGGGUAGGCGAAGUGGUGCGUGUCUGUGUGUGUUUAAGCCCCACUGAAUACAACAGGAUUUGCCACUGAGCAGACACGGUGAAGAUUGUGCUGGUAACUUCCUUUAAAAAGAGAUCGGGCAGAUUCAUGCAAGAGGUGGAGGUGGAGAAGUCUGCAAACAGCUGUGAGCCGUGUCUGUGAAACAGAACCUCCAGGUUCAGAGGCAACUUACCUCUGAAUACUAGUUGCUAGGGGACAAACCAGGGAAGGCCUGGCCCUCCCUGCCCUAGUUGUAGGUUUCCCAGAGGAAUCUGGUUGGCCGCCGUGUGGGAAACAGAAUGGUGGAGUAGAGGCAGCCUGUGUGUCUAAUCUACUCGGUCCGUUAUUGUACAGUAUUCGAAAAGGGGGAGGUUGUGGGCUCUUGGCACAGGGCGACUGCUAUGGAAAGGAAUCUUUAACUGAAAUGGAGAAGCACAGCAUUUAAUCUGUGGUGGGGGCUCAUUAUUUCCAAUGAUGACUGCACAUCUUUAAAGUCUUGAAAUCACCACACCAAGUUAUCUUGGGGUUCUUCACAAGAUGCAGUGAUGGCCAGCGACAUGUGCCCUGUUUUUCCAGGGGUAAAAUUUGAGACAAAUUGCAUUUAUUUGCUUUGAAUUGCCGUCAUCGCGUCCUCUUUUUCCUCUUCAAAAUAUGGCAUGUUCGUGGUGGAUAUAAGUGGCCGCAAUGGCUAUGUUCUCCCUUCACUGUCGGAGGAGGCAGUAUGCUUCUGAAUCCCAGCUGCUGUUGAUCACAUGUGGGGAAGGUUACUGUCGCCCUCAGGUCCUGUUUGCAGACUUCUCAUUGGGGCCUCUGGUUGGCCAAUGUGGGCACAAGAAGCUGGACAAUGAGCCUUUGGCCUGACCCAGUAGGGUUUCUCUUUUGUUCUUAUGUACAGUUCCCUGGAUUCCUUAGGGAAAGCAGUGUGCUUUAAAUGGGCAUUGAAUGUGCUUUCAAUGUAUGGUGUGGAUUUGAUCUCGGUUAAUACCUGUUUGGGAAGCGGGUGGCACUGUGGGUUAAACCACAGAGCCUAGGACUUGCCAAUCAGAAGGUUGGCGGUUCGAAUCCCCACGACGGCGUGAACUCCCGUUGCUCGGUCCCUGCUCCUGCCCACCUAGCAGUUCGAAAGCAUGUCAAAGUGCAAGUAGAUAAAUAGGUACCGCUCCGGCGGGAAGGUAAAUGGCAUUUCCGUGUGCUGCUCUGAUUCGCCAGAAGUGGCUUAGUCAUGCUGGCCACAGGACCUGGAAGCUGUACGCCAGCUCCCUCGGCCAAUAAAGCGAGAUGAGCACUGCAACCCCAGAGUCAACCAUGACUGGACCUAAUGAUCAGGGGUCCCUUUACCUUUUUAAUACCUGUUUAGUAUUCCAUGAAAUCUACAAACAUGCACCUAAGACUAUAGGCUUAGACAAGUUCAUGGAGGAGAAGGCUAUUAGGGCCUAUCAGCCACAAUGACUAUGAUCAGGCAGCCUGAAUAUCAGUUGCUGGUGGAAACUGCAGGAGGGGAAAGCUGCUGUUGGGCUUCCCACUGAGGCAUCUGGUUGGCCACUGUGAGAACAGGAUUCUGAACUGGACGGGCAUUUGGCUUCAUCUAGCAGCUAGGCUCGUAUUGUUUUCUGAAAUUCUUCACAACACCAUCUCUUUCAUUGGGUCAGUAUUAUCAUCCCUGUGUUGUGGAAGGUGGUCUGAGAGAGAAGACUGGCUUGUUUAUAAGGCAGAGCUGGGGAACUUUCAGCCCUCGGCAGAUGAUGUUGGACUACAACUCCCAUCGUCCCUAACCAUUGGCCACGCUGGCUCUGUGGCUGAUGGGAAUUGGAGUCCAACAACAGCUGGAAGGCAGUGUUAGGAACAGAGAUAUGAAAGCUAGGAGCUAAACGGCAACUUAAACCUAGGUUAUGGACGCAACAACGGAAUGUCUAGGUGGCUUUUUUAUAACAAGAAUUCAAAGCUGAGAAUGAAUGAACUGCUGUUAAAAUAUUAUGUUCAUUUUUCACAUGGUCUAGUUCUUCCCCUGCCCACCCCCCUAAUAUUCUUAAGAGGGUCUCUUCUCCGGUCUUCAGAGAGUAGCUGGAAGUGGGGGAGGCAGAAAAAGUUCCCCCUUUCCUUCCACUCUGCAGUUUUAAUCUGAAAUCUUAGGCGCAGUACUGCACCCAGAGCUCAGAGACUGCUCAAGCUAAUGACAUUCCCUGUCACAAAAUGUGCCUAAAACAAUAGGAGUUUUGAACACUGCUGGAAGGGGCAAAGGUUCUCCACUCUUGCACUCAGUUAAUGAGGUCGUCCAGAGGCCAGGUCUGCGGCGGCUCAGCCUCUUUGUUACUUUGGCCCAGUAGUUCUCUUAUGGGAGAACAAGUCCUGUUAGCAGACCUAGAGAGCAAGGAGACACAAUGGCUUAGGUCAUAGAUGUGGAGGAGAGGGGACCUCUGGCUGUUUACGCUGCUCCUGUGUCGGGUAUCCCUGCAGUGCGGCAUGGAACAAGGGUAGGGGGAAUCCUUUGCAGUCCAAGGGCCGCAUUCCCUUAUGAGCAGCCUUCUGAGGGCCACAUGUGAAAAUGUGCAGAGCAAUAAGUGUAAAUUUGUUCAGUACACACAUUCACACACCAUCAAAGCAAGCAAGAGGUGUGAUCAGUGUUUAAGGACACAUUCCAGCCAGCCAAAAACACUCAAGGAGGCUGCAGAGCAGGGUCACUGAGGGGUGUGGCCUGGGGAGAGUUCUGAGGGCCAGAUAGAGAGACCUGGAGGGCCACAUUUGGUGCCUGAGUUUCCUCACUCCUGUCCAAGAAGAGUACAAUCUCUCUUCCCCCCUUAUAUCCUCCUUUUGGCAGUUGCUGUGCCAUUUUCUCCUAUAGUCUUUCACUAGGUGGGUCUGAGUUUUGUCUCUUUCCCAUCAGCCUGCCUGGUUUGAGCUGGAACUGGGGUUGAGCAGGUGGUGGUGGAGGGAUGCAGUUCUGGCUGGGUACAUGAAUCCCACCCCAUUGCGAAAUGCUUAGCUUUGGGGGGGGUGUUAUUUUUAAAGGACGUGAGUAAGCAAUGAGUAAUAUCCCAUGAUUACAAAAUAGCAGAUGUAUAGCUUUUCUCUUCCAGGCAGGGUCCUCCCUUGGGGGCAGAGAAGGCAAAUGCUGUAUUCAAAUCCCAAGCUUUGGCAACCAAAUCUGUGGGGUUUUCCAGCCUUGCAUAUGGCUUUCCCUCCUCUGCGGCAGCUUCUCCUUGCGCCCCGGGCCAGUGGUGUUUCCCAAGCAUUUGAUAGUUGCAGCAAGCUUUGAUCUGGAUUUAAAUUAGCUGGUGUUCUUGGGGUCUCCCCCCGCCUGGUUUAUUUUAAUAAUGUUUUCUUCUUUCGGAUGAGCCGCCUCCUCCCUGCCUGUGUGAAUUGCUGUUUGGAGGAACGUGUGAGGCUGCUUCAUACAGAUCAUCCAUUUCACCCACUGGAAAAGAUGAGGAACCUGUGGCCCUCCACACGUUGCUGGACUCCAGCUCCCAUCAGCCCCAGCCAGCAUGGUAUGGGAUGAUGGGAACAUCUUGUCCCCAGCCAGGUACAUAUCCCAUCCAAUCAGGGAUCACAUAUUGAUUGGAGCCAAGCCUGCAAAUCCUUGGCUAUAGGUUUCUGGCUGAUGAUAAUCCUGUUGGCUGCCUGCCUGACUUGUAUCACAGCUCAAUCUGCUGCGAGCUAAGUGUGCCAACACUCUUCAGCCAUGGAGUUGAUCCUGGAAGCACCCGUGAAUCUUCUCUUGAACUCUGUGGCCCCUUUUCUCCCACACAGUUCUGCUACUUCAGCGGAGAUCUGACAAAACACUGAGUCAGGUUGCAGCUGAGGUUCAGGAAAUGCUUGUUAAAUUGGAAAAAGGAAGCCUCCUCCGUUGUUAAGGCUUUUGGGGCAUCUUGAUGCCUGACAGAACAACCACAGCCCAGUAUCUGCUUUGCAUGCAGGAGGUCCCAGCUUCAAUCCAUGGCAUCUCCAGGUAGGACUUGGCAUGUUCCCUGCCUGAAACCCUGUAGAGCCACUGUUGGUCAGUGUAAACCAGGGUUUCCAGCUGUGGUGGGACUACAACUCCCAUCAUCCCUGACCACUGGUCCUGUUAGCAAGGGAUGAUGGGAGUUGUACUCAAACCACAGCUGGAGACCCAAGUUUAGGAAACCCUGGAGCAGACCAUACUGAGCUAGCUGGACCAUUGGUGUGACGGAAAUAAGUCAGCUUCCCACGUUCGUAUUCAUGGAAAUCCUAUCCUUUGUCUAAGAUCAUGAGGGCUGGAAUUUUACUUUCUUUCCAAUGGAAGGACCAUGGUUCAGAGGCAGAGCAUGCAGAACGUCCAUGCAGAAUGUCCAUGAUUCAAUCCACAGCCUCUCCAGCUAGGGGUGGGAAUGCCCUUGCCUGAAACCCUGGAUUGCUGGGAUAGAAAGGACUGACAAAACCCGAGACCAGGAAGAAGAGACGAUGGAUGAAGAUUGGAAGAAAGUUUAAAAAAUUUAUUUAGAAAAGUAUCGUAAAAUUAAUGAGUAUUAGAAAAAUGUUGGAAUGAAAUUAUUUGGCUUUAGCAGAAAUGUUAAAAAGAAUUACCGUAUUUUUCGCUCUAUAAGACGCACCAGACCACAAGACGCACCAUGUUUUUGGAGGAGGAAAACAAGAAAAAAAAUAUUCUGAAUCUCAGAAGCCAGAACAGCAAGAGGGAUCGCUGCGCAGGCAGCAAUCCCUCUUGCUGUUCUGGCUUCUGAGAUAGCUGCGCAGCCUGCAUUCGCUUCAUAAGAUGCACACACAUUUCCCCUUACUUUUUAGGAGGGAAAAAGUGAGUCUUAUAGAGCAAAAAAUUCGGUAUGUAAGAAUAUGUUAUGGUUAAAAGAAUUUGGUAUAAAUAAGAUUUAAGUUUUAAGUUUUAGGGUUUCUUUAUGGUAAGAUAAGGUUAAAAUAGAUUAAAGUAAUUUAAUGACAGAAUAUUGUGAAAGAUGGAAAGGAUUUGCUGAGAUAAUUAACAACUAGAAUACAAAAAAGGGAGGUGUGAGGAGGUCGAUGAAAUAAGUUAAUGAAAGUUAAGGAUUUGGGAAUAUUGGAUUUGUUUUUAAUUUGUUUGUUUAUUUUUGCUUUUUGAUUUUGAUGUAUUGUGUGUUUUGUUUUUUCUUUUUGACUUUGGUUUUUAUUGAUUUGUAUUGUUUAAUUGUUACUUUUAUCUACCUUUUUCUUUCUUUCUCUCUUUCUCUUGUUUUUUCCUUCUUUUUUCUUUGUAACUUUAAAAUUCUCAAUAAAUAUCAUUUUUUUAAAAAAUGAAACCCUGCAUUGCUGCUGCUAGUCAGUGUAGACAUUACUGAGCUAAAUGGUCCAGUGAUCUGACUGAGUACAAGGCAGCUUCCUUCAUUGAUCUGCAGUUACAAGCGUCUUUUAAAUCAGUGCUGGAAACUCAGGUGUUUAAGCUAGGCGACAAAUGGCUCCUUAAACCAAGGUUGCAGUCACCAAAACUGAAUGUCUAGUUGCCAUUUUGGGGCAAGACGGGUCUAAAGUCUUAUUUUUCAGAUGACUGACUGACUGUGAUUGAUUCUCAGUUAAACAUCUGGCUAGUUCAAAUGACAACCUUGAGCUUGGUUAAGAGCUUUGAGAACUUAGAAGCCCCUUGGUCCAGGGACAGUCCACAUACCGGUAUAUAUUGGCCUAUUCUGAACUCUCUUUCUUAAUGGUGACUGCUCCUGCUCAGGCUGCUCAGAAAAAGAACUUUGAAUCCAGAAAUUCAUUCCGAUUGUACUGAUAAAAUAUAACUGAUGGAAUUCUACAGGUUGGGAUGUUAGUCCAGAUCUAAGGAUCCCUGAAUGGUGGAAAUGUCAGGUGCCAUCCUAGCGCCCAAACAUCUUCACUUGGUCGCAAGUGGUUCAUUUUGCACCUGGCACCUAGCUAAUUCCGAACGCUGCCUCAAACAGCCAGGUUGGAAAAGGGAGAUUGUAAGAAAAACCCUAAGAGACCAGGGAUAUGGGGCAGGAAAUUUUCUGGAAAACUUUCCAGCCUUCUCUGUGGGAAUUCUUUCUGUUUCAUAAGUCCAUUGAUAACGAUAGAUGCCAGCUGCAGAUUCUGUGUUAGGCGAGGCUGGCAGUUUCAACGGAGGUGACUGCUUUGUACAGAGACAGACCAUUUAUCAUUUCAGGCAGAGGGAUAUUCCCAGCCCUACCUGGAGAUGCCAGGGAUUGAACCUGAGGCCUCCUGUGUGCAAUGCAGGAGCUUUGCCUGUGAGUUACAGGCCUUCCUCAUGACUUUAGCAUUGUAAAAGUAAAAGGAACGUACUCUUUAGGGCAGGGCUGGGGAACUGGGUCCAGCUGGCAAAUCAGAUCUUUACCUCUGCACAUACCUGCAGAGCCACCCUCCUGUCAAUCACCUGAGAACAACAACCUUCAUAAUCCAUGGCCACUGGUCACGCUUGCUGGGGCUGAUGGGAGUUGUAGUUCCACAACAUCCAGAGGGCCAAAGUUUCCCCAUACCUGCUCUAGCUGGCAUCAGAAAAUGUUUUGAUGCAAACUGAAAAAACUCUCUUAAUCGAAUUUUCCUAAUAUGUGCAUGGCAAACUUUUCCAGUUCAAAAUUUUCUGAAAAAGCCACAUCGUUUAUAAAAGAUCCACUGCCUGGCAGGGCUGGACAACACAUGGGAAGUCGAGGCAAAAUACUCCAGUGGCUCCAGUCUUGGCAGGGAUGGGUAGUGGGCCUACAACUUCCAGGGGUGAUGGGAUUUGGAGUUCAGCGACAUCUGGAGCACCAAGGCUGCGGGAUCCAUCCCCGUAUGGGACAGCUGCAUAUUCCUGCAUUGCAGGGGGUUGGACUAGAGAAUCCUCAGGGGGUUCCUUCCAACUCUCCGAUUCUAUAAUCUGAACUUUUAAGGGAACAGGACGUGGGGAAGCCUACCUUACCCCAAGUCAAGACCCCUUGGUGUUUCUAGCUAGGUAUUCUCUACACUGACCAGCUGCUCUCCAGGUUUUCAGACAGGGCUUAUUUCUCCACCUUGCAUGCCAGGGGGGUCUUCCAUGUGUGUAUCAGAUCUGCCACCGAGCUACGGUUUUUCUCCUUGAAAUAGCGCAGGGUCCUAGUCCUCAUGGUUCUGAAUGAGCAGCUGGUUUAUAGGAAGCAUGCUAUUGGUGCGUCUGGUUUAUAGCAAGCAUCCAAUUGGUCCGUCUAGCUCAGCGUUGUUUACCCUGACUGGUAGCAGCUCUCCAGAGUUUGACAAGGUCUUUCCUCCCCCUUUGUAAAGAUUCUGUUGCUUGGACCUGGGACCUUCUCUGUGCAAAACAAGCUCUUUACCGCUGUGCUUUUAUCCACGACACCCUUUUCUCUGGUCCUUUAACUGCCUUCCACCGAACUUUGCAAACAAAGAAAGAAAGACCAAUCCUUCUACCAGGUACAUCAAGGCCAGUGGGAGUUCCUUCCAUGGUCUGGUUGGGUUGGUCACCUGGGGGACGUCUGAGAACAAAGGAAUGUCUGAACUGCGACUGGGUUAUGGGGCUUGUCUUGUUCCUGCUCAGAGAGGGCUGGCUGAUAUCUCAGAUUUCAGGGCUUGUAAAAUCAGGAUUGCCUGCAAAGGAGGCGGGGGGGGGGGGGAGAAACCAGAAGCAGUUUUAAGUUAGGGAAACCUCCUUUUCUCUCUUCUAGGAAGAGGAGGAGCGAUUCCUGAAGGGGUGAGGCUGUAGUUUCUUCUCUUGUGUUUGCUCUUGCUUUCUGAGACGGGGGGUUAGAAAAGUGUGUGUGUCCAGGCCAGCUUUUCAGCAGGGCAAUUUGCUCUCUCCGUUCCCAAUCCGUCUGUGCGAGGGAUCGCCACCCUUUCGUAAGUCGGCCGCCCGGGAGGAAGAACUCCUUCCUGGCUUAGCCGGAAGGGAGAAGGAGAGCGCCAUGUCUCCCUGCGCCGGCCUCUGUUCGGAAGGGAGUGUGCUUGGCCUCCGCAGAAGCCACAGCCCGCAAUGGCACUCUCAGGCCGGGGUGUGGGGUUGCUGUUUCCCACAUCCUUAUUUCUGCAAAAGAUUGACACCUCUGCAGCUGAGUUGGAGAGCCGAAGUUUAUAUAUGCCGCUAAACCAGAAAGUAAGCUUUGGAAUGCCCCGAGUCUUUCAUGUCUGGGGAUAUGCCAUAGGAACACAGGCAGCUGCCUUAUACUGAGUUAGACCACUGUGUAGGGUUUGGGGGCAGUGUCUCCUAUCAGCCCUGCUUGGAGAUGGCGAGGAUUGAAUCCAGGGCCUUCUGCAUGCAAUGCUGGAGCUCUGCCACUGAGCCACGGCCCUUCCCUUCAUUGCUCUGAGUGCAGUGAUCAACACCGAGACUUGAACCCAUGGCAGCAGAACUUCCCUACUGACUUAUUAGUUAUUGCAUUUUCUAUCCAGCCUUCUUCUCCAGGUGUGCCAGACAUGGUUCUCCCCAUCCUCAGUCAAAGAAAAAUAGAACUGUAGAGUCGGAAGGGGCCCUGAGGGUCAUCCCCACACAACAACCCCGUGAGGUAGGCUAGGCUGAGAGGCAGUGACUGGCCAGGGCCACACCCCAUGAGGAUUCGAACCCUGGUCUCUCCCAGGUCCUAGUCCGACACCCUAACCGCUACACCACUCUGCUUCUCUGGGCAAAUUGUUCAUGCAGUUUUUUCCCUCCUUUUAAUGCCGCAAGUCCAUUUGGUCAAGCAUUCUGCUUUCAUGAAAAUCCCCCAGUCAUGUGAUGGGGCGUACAUCUCUCACCCCUGUUUGUCCCCCUGCAACUGGCAUUCUGGGGUAGACUUCCUUUGAACAUGUGGGCUCCACGAAUCCAUGGACCCCCCCCCUUUCUCAAAAGCUACAUAAGCUGUUGGGAGCCAGCACCAGCUCUGCCUUCCCUCCUGCUUUCAGGCCUCCCUGGCUUGCUCCCCCCACUAGACAGCUCAUUAAUCACAGCCUGUUUACUGCUGACUUUCUCUAGCCUGCUGUUUUCCUGGUCCUCCUCUGAGCUCCCCUUAUCUGGUAGCCUCCCGCCCUAAUCUCUCCCAUCAGCCAGGCUCCAUGCCUGGGGCGAGGUUAGGGCCCCAGAUAGAAAGGCUUGCUUGCUUCCAGCAGCAACACCAGGAAGUUCAAAUCCUGUUUGUUUGCCUCCCGCACAAGCAUAUCUUGGACUCUGCAUUCUUCCUUUGGAGGUUACUGGGGAGGGGACUUUGCCACCAUAUCAGCCCAAGGCAGUGGGAAUGUCUAUGGGGUGUGUGUGUGUGUGUGUUUCACGCAAACACACACAUACACUCACUUUAUUCAUUUUGAAAAGCCAGAAAAUGUACAACACUGUACGCUAGGAACUUCCCAAAAUGCUUAGUUUAUUAAAUACAAUAAUCACAUUUAUCAGAUUAUAAUUGCAGCCUUUAUAACCAUAAUCGUAAUAAUUUAUUAGUUAUAUGCUAACUAAUCUGACUCGGUUGCCCCAGCCACUCUGGGCAGCCCCCAACAAAAACAGUAAAGCACGACACAACAUCAUGCACCAAAAACCUCCCUGCCUUCAGGUAGCCUCUUCUCUGAAAGACUCUUCUCUGGUUGACACACUGGCUGACAAGAGAACAGUAGACGCAACCCGCAGCGCCGCAUCUGCACAGGUGCGGGUCGCGAUUUGGUGCUUCUGGGUUCGGUAUUUCCGGGUUCGGCGCUGUGCGCAACCCGAAAUCGCACAACCUGAAGCGUCUGUAACCCGAGGUAUGACUGUACUCAGUUCUGGGCUGCAUGGAUAAACAGCAUCUUAUGUAGGAAGGCUGCUGUCCGCACGAUACAUUUAAAGCAGUAUCAUACCCCUUUAAAAAGUCGUGGCUUUCCUGCAAAGCAUCCUGGGAACUGCAGUUAGGAGACCCCUGUUCCCCUUGCAGAACCACCGUUCCCAAAGUGGUUCAGCCCUCCUCCCCUGGGAAGUAUGGGAGCUGCAGCUCUGGGAUGCGAGGGAAUAGGGGUCUCAGCACCCUUAAACUACAGCUCCCAGGAUUCUUUGGGGGGAAACGGCGACUGUUCAAAGGCAUAUGACGCUGCUUUAAAGGUAUAGCGCGGGUGGGGCCUCAGUCCAGCUGUUCAAGCUCCUCUCUAGCGCCUGAAAUUUCAGCAGGUGGCCAUGAGGACUAGGCACUUGAGGAAGGGAUGGGGUAAGGUGGGGGGUUAGAAGUUGAGAUUUCCUGGGACGCUGAAUCUGCCACCUGUACAGCAUUCUGUUCUCCCACGAACCUCUCCUGAGAUACACCCCCAGCAACGCUGCCUUUCGGGUUUUGGCUUAAAAGAGCUUUCCAAGGCAGCUUUGAGCAGGGUUGUGGCAUCUCCCUGAUGACAUCUGCUCUGCAAUACAGUGGUACCUCGGGUUACAUACGCUUCAGGUUACAUAGGCUUCAUGUUACAGACUCUGUUAACCCAGAAAUAGUACCUCCGAUUAAGAACUUUGCUUCAGGAUGAGAACAGAAAUCGUGCUCCGGUGGCGCGGCGGCAGCAGGAGGCCCCAUUAGCUAAAGUGGUGCUUCAGGUUAAGAACAGUUUCAGGUUAAGAACGGACCUCUGGAACGAAUUAAGUACUUAACCUGAGGUACCACUGUACUGUCCCAUGGACACCCCCAAACCUCGUGAGCCUGCACAGAGCAGUUUCCUGCUUCUUUCAUGUGAGCGUUUCCCAGCAUUCCCUGAUUUCCAGACCCCACCCCACCCUGCUUUCCAGCAUACGCCAUGGCUCGGACUGUCCUGGCUAAUUCCCUCUUUGUCACUGAACCGCAGGUCUCAUUCCCAAGAAGAGGGGUCCUCCGGCAUCUGCCUGUGAUGGAGUACACGGUAAGGCCGGCUGCCUCUCCCUUUCCUGGGUGUGGUGGAGGGCUGGCUGGCUGGAGCGGUGGCAGGUCAGCCCUCUGUGUCCCCUCCCUUCCCUCUCUUCCUGGUGGCGUUGAUCGUGGUCUCUCUUCAUUCAUUCAUUUUAUUUCCUUUUCCACACACGGGGGGGGGGGGGAAAUCACACUCGGAAAGGCUUACAGCAAAGAAAGUAGGGGUGCAUUUCAAAAUCAAACACUGGGGAAACAAUUUCAUACCAACAUAAUAAAGCAACAACUCGACAGCAAAUAUCACAGCCCACAAAACAAUAGCAGCAUUUUGAUACUGUAGUUAUAACCAAGUUACAUUAACAGCGUCCAGAAAUAGCAAGGGAGCUUGACAGUCUCACCUUGGUCCUAAGAACACAUCACCUGUGACUUUCCUCGCUGUUGUUCCCCUGCAGCAACUUGCAAGCAGUGUUAGAAACUCAGAAACACAAACUAAGUGCCAAAUGGCUCCUUAAACCAAGUUUGCAGUCACCAAAACGGAAUGUCUAGUUGCCAUUUUGGGGCAAGACGGGUCUAAAGUCUUAUUUUUCAGAUGACUGACUGACUGUGAUUGAUUCUCAGUUAAACAUCUGGUUAGUUCAGAUGACAACCUUGAGCUUGGUUAAGAGCUUUGAGAACUUAGAAGCCCCUUGGUCCAGGGACAGUCCACAUAUAUAUUGGCCUAUUCUGGGUUUUUUUAAAAAAAAUAAUCUUUAUUGGUUUAAAAUCAACACAUACACACAAAGAACAUUUAGGGGGGGAAAGCAAAGAAGAAAACAAAAAUAAAACACACAAAGAAAUAGCAAAAUUAUACGAAAGAAAAAAUAUACAAUAUAUAUUGUCCCAUUCUGAACUCUUUUUCUUUAUGGUGGCAUGGACCAUUCAUAACGUAGGCAUGUUCUUCACAACUGGGAGCAGGGCAGAGGGGUGGGGUAAGUGAAGCCAAGCUACAAUAAUUAAUUAUAACGUUUUUCAUUGCUCCUGCUCAGGCUGCACAGAAAAAGCAUUUUGGUUCCCAAUAUUCUUUCCGAUUGUGCAGAUAAAAUAUAACUGAUAGAAUUCUACAGGAUGGGGUGUUAGUGUGUGAAAACAGUCCAGAUCCGAAGAUCUCCAGGCUUGCACCUCCAGAUGGUGGAGACACCAGGCGCCAUCCUCGCACCCAGGCAUCUUCCCUUGAUCGCAAGUGGUCAAUAGCCAGGUGCAAAAUGCUCACGGCGCAUUUCAAACACUGCUUCCAAAGCUGGAAACAGUCCCCUCCCCCUGCAUGAUUCUGCUCCUCCUCUGAUCAGGGGAUAUGACAGCAUACAAGCUUUUCUAGGCUGGUGGGACUUGUUGUUCAGCAGCACUCGGAGGGCCAAAGGUUCCCUGCGCCUGGCGCAUGUUAUCAAGGGAGACGGCAAGGCAUGAAUCUAGGGAGGCGGGAGCCUGUGACCUUUCUGAUGCUCCGUGCAUGUUAUCCUGACCUAAUAGCACAGAAACGAAAUGGAAAUUUAUAACUGGGGCAGAAACGAAAUGGAAAUUUAUACCGGUAAUUGGGGCAAAGGCCCUAACCAAGUCACAAACUGAAAGUGGGUUGCAAAGUUUGUGCAAACGGGUUGCAGGCUUUGCAAGUAAACCCCAAAUUAUUACUGCAUGUGAUCUUUAAGGGGCGCGGUGAGCACCCCUUACAACUCUUUGUUUUGUUGGUGAAUUGUAAUGCUGUUGUUGACUGCCUUUAUUGUGGCCAGUACCACCAGAAAAAAACAGCGCUCCCUUGAUUCUUUGCUGGCUUCCAAUGCUCUGCGCUGCAGCGACCCCACCUUGUGGCUAAAUGAGAACAUCGCUGCUCAGCCCUAAACACUUAACAAAGGAAGACAUGUAUGGGUGCGAAUUUCACAGGGACUAGCAUCCUGCUGCCUGAGAUUUGGCAGGUGGUUUCCAGAGUGAAUAUGUGAGCCCCAUAUGUGAGCUGUCCUCUUUCCCAGUUCUCCCUCUUCUUCAAGGCCUUCUUCCUCCUCUCCAAGACAUCUCUGCCUUCUGCCACCUCCUCCGUCCUUCCCACCCACCUUGCAUUUUUUAACCCGCCAGCUAACAUUUCUGUCGGCACUCUGAUCAGACCACGGGUCGACCAGUCGGACCACGCUGGCUGUUCAGUCUCGCUCAUUAUUGCCUACACUGGGUUUCAAAUGGCAAGUUUCCCACCUGGAGAUCUUGCGGGUGGAUCCCAGGACCUUUUGCAUCCGAAGUGGGUGCUCUGCCACCGAGCUGCGCUCUAUCUCCUAGUAACAGAAGUUCCUAGCCAUCGUGGUUUGGAAAAAGCAGAGGUCCCGGUCCCUAAGGAAGUCAGAUUAUCCUCCACCAAGGCCAGGGCCUUCUCAGUGAUGGCUCCGACCUGGUGGAAUGAUCUGUCCCAUGAGACCAGGGCCCCGCAGGAUUUAACUUCCUUCCACAGGGCCUGUAAGACAGAGCUAUUCCGCCUGGCUUUCAACUUGAACUUAGCCUGAUCUUUUAUUCCCCUUCCUUCCCUCCCCCUCCCCUUUUUAUGAAGUUUACCCGCUCUGGUAUCCCACAGCUAAUUCUCCCCUGGUCUCCUCGCUGGCCCAAAUAGGACUAAUUUAGCCAGCUAGCCAUGGUGAUCAUCUAAUGUUUAUUGGAUGGAUUUCCCCCCUAAAUUGAUUUUUGAUUGUUAUUCACGUUUUAUACCGUCUUUUAUGCUGUUUUUGUUGCAUCAAUUAAGUGUUUUAAAUUUGUUGUUAGCCGCCCUGAGCCCGGUUUUCUGAACCGGGAAGGGCAGGGUAUGAAUAAAAAUUUAUUUAUUUAUUUAUUUAUGAUUUAAACAGUAGCAACUUUCUGGGGUUUCUGGGCAGGAGACACCCUGAAGAAUUGAACCUGCGACUUUCUGCACCCAGAGCUUGUGCUCUAACCACUGAGUGCUUGCCCUUCCCCCUUAGCCUUAUGGUAGGAGAACCCCCUCUCCAGGAAAACUUUAUCCCCAGACAAGAAACCACCUAGAAGGGCCAGGCUGCUGCGGAUAUGGCUGCUCUUUCCGCCCCCUCCCAAAGCCCCUAUAGGAACGAGACCCAGAGGGGCCUCCCACACAGGGUGUGCCUUCCUGCCUCCCUGGCCCCCAGGGUCCUUGAACUGGGGCCGAGAGGCCAAAGGCACAUCCGCUAGCCUUGUUCGGGGAGGGAGAGCAUUAUUUAACCUUCCCUCCUCCUCCUCCCGCUUCUUCCCUCUUUCAGGUCUUUGGGGGUCUCAUGAUCCUGCCUCCCUCUUUCUUUCGGCGGAAGGAGCCCACGGGUGAAACUCUGCCUCCUUCCUCCCCUUGAAAGCUUCCUUUUUUAUUUAUUUAAAGGAACUGGUUCCAGUCCACAGUCCAACGUGUUUAAAAGAAAAGGAACUUCCACCCCCCCACCCAGUUCAUGUUUCUCCCUUUGCAGGACGAACCGGAUCAGUUCGUGUUCCGUUCAGGGGAGGGGAGGCCAACCAAAAUGAUCGGGGGGGGGGAGAGGAAUAACGUUAGUCAGAGAUGAGGAGACAGAAGGUGAUUAAAUUUAUGCAUGCCACGGAGAAAGUGGAUUGAGCAAAAGUUUUUCCUCCCUCUCUUAUAACGCUCAAACUCUCAGGGAUGCCCAAUGAAGCUGAAAGUUGGAUGGUUCAGCACAGAUAAAGUACCGUAUUUUUUGCUCUAUAAGACUCACUUUUUCCCUCCUAAAAAGUAAGGGAUAUAUGUGUGCGUCUUAAGGAGCGAAUGCAGGCUGCUCGGCUAUCACAGAAGCCAGAACUGCAAGAGGGAUUGCUGCUUUCACUGCGCAGCGAUCCCUCUUGCUGUUCUGGCUUCUGAGAUUCAGAAUUUUUUUUUCUUGUUUUCCUCCUCCAAAAACUAGGUGCGUCUUGUGGUCUGGUGCGUCUUAUAGAGCGAAAAAUACGGUACUUCUUCGUGCAGCGUGUUGUUAAACUACAGAAUUCCUUCCCACAAGAGGCAGGGAUGGCCACCAGCUUGAACCCUGGCCUCUCCCUGAUCAGAGGCUUAAAACAUUUAAAACACACACACACACACUGGUAUAAGAAUGGUUUAAUUUCUUUUUCCUGAUAAUUUUGAACUUUCAUCUUAAAGGCCCAAAUCAUAUAUACAGUGGUACCUCUGGAUGCGAAUGGGAUCCGUUCCGGAGCCCCGUUCGCAUCCUGAAGCGAACGCAACCCGUGUCUGCGCGCGUGUGGGUCGCAAUUUGCCCCUUCUGCGCAUGUGUGUGACGUCAUUUUGAGCAUCUGCGCAUGCGCGAGUGGCGAAACCUGGAAGUAACGUGCUCCAUUUCUUCCGGGUCGCCGCGGAGCACAACCCGAAAAGGCUUAAUCUGAAGCGACUUCAACCCGAGCUAAGACUAUGUGUGUGUGUGUGUGUGUGUACACAUACAUGUACACACACAAAUACAAAUACACACACAGAGUAAGAAAUGAACUAGAAAUUGUUCCAAGCUUUGCCCCCAAAUGGACUUAAUCAGUUCCCCCAGCGAUUUGGUGAACUUCACCCAAGCGUUGCCUCCUCUUCCACCUGGGCUUUUGACCCCUUACGAAAUACCAGCACCUAGUGUUUAUAUCUGUCUUUCUAACACUGUGACUGGCCUGAUCCGACAGCCAGGCUCGUCAUCUUAGAGGACUAGACAAAUUCAGGGAGGAUAAGGCUCUCGGUGGCUGCUGGCCAGCGUGGCUACAUCCUUCCUCCGUGGUCAGAAGUGAUAUGAAUGCCAGCUGCUGGCCGUUGCAAGUGGGCAGAGUGGCUGUUGCACUCAGGUACAGCUUGCUGGCUUCCUUUAGGAGUAUCUGUUUGGCCAAUGGGAAGGCUGGGCUAGAAGGUCCUCUGGCCUGAUCCAGGAGGGCUUUUCUUUUGUUCCCAUGAGUGGCAGGGAGGGAAGGAGGGCUCUUGCCUGUGGACUUCCUGGAGGAAUCUGGUUGGCCCCUGUGAGAACAGAAUGCUGGCUUCCAGCGGGCCUUUGACCUGAUACCAGGAGCCAGGGUCUUCUGAUGUUCUUGCAUACAUAGCAGUACAGUGGUACCUCAGGUUACAUACGCUUCAGGUUACAGACUCCGCUAACCCAGAAAUAGUACCUCGGGUUAAGAACUUUGCUUCAGGAUGAGAACAGAAAUCGUGCUCCGGCGGCACAGCGUCAGCAGAAGGCCCCAUUAGCUAAAGUGAUGCUUCAGGUUAAGAACAGUUUCAGGUUAAGAACGGACCUCUGGAACGAAUUAAGUACUUAACCCGAGGUACCACUGUAUUGUUGAUCAUAGGCCAUGCUGGCUGAUGGGAGUUGUAGUCUUAACAUCUGAAUGGCACAAACUCAGAGAAUCCUAGAAUUGUAAAGUUGCAAGGGACCCAAAGGAUCAUCCACUCCAACUUCACCCUGCAAAACAACAACAACAACUUGGCAAAGGCUGGUUUAUACCUUCCUCCUGGAGUGAGGGAAUUCGGUGCUUAAUUAUGGGAUUAAAAACCGGGAUUUUAAAAAUGCAGGUUAGCAUGCGUUUGCCGACGGAGUGGGUGGGUUUUGUGAGUAGUGCAGCUUGACUCUGUGGGCUUCAAUGCCUAGGAGCUCACAAACCUUUGUCUAACAGAUAAUCUUGUUAUCGGAUCCUGCCCCCCAUUUUUAUUGUGAGGAUUUGUAGUGGUGAUUUCGAGAAUUGCUUUGUCUGUCUGGAAUCGUUGUGACGAAGGGAACGCUCUAGCGCUAAGAGACCAAGGCUACAAGCGGAACCCGCCUUUAUCUGGGAGGAAGCCCCCUUGGAUUCGGCGGGACUUGCUUCUGAGUAGGCCUAGGUGGGGCGGCAGCCUGAGUUGUGUGUGAAGCUUGACUCUCCUUUCGAAUCUUGCUUCUUGCAGAUUACCUGGACAAAGCCUUUCUUUGCUUCUCUCUCUCUCUCUCUCUCUCUUUCUCUGUCCAGGUGCAAGGAAAUUAACAGUGGCCUACCUUGCAGGGUGUUGUGUCAACUUUUAUAUCCUAAAGCAUUAACUAAGAAAGAGGGAGGGUGGGUUCCCCUAUGCCAUAAAGAACUCCAUGUAAAACCAGAGGUGUUGUCAAGUCAGGAGUGUGGAUUCAGAUGAGGAGUGGCCCAUAUUAGAUCAGGACCCACCUUGCUCUGCAACCGGUCCCCAUUCUCUCCUCUUCACCCCCUGCUCUUCCUUCCUGUGCCCUGCCUCCCCCCUCUCCCCGCUGUGCUCUUCCCACCCCCCCUCCAGCCUAGCUGCCGGAAAAACCUCCCUUCGCUUCCCUGUGCAACCACUGACCUUGAUUUUCACAAGUGUUUGUGUGCUGCCGCUCCAGCUCUCUUCCCCCACAAGGCCCCACCUCCCUCCCUCCGCAUUUUAUUAUACAGAUGCCUUGUCUUCCUUUCCGCACAUGGGGGGGGGGGGGCAGAAGCUCUUGUGAGUCAGCACUGCCCUACCAUUGGCAGUGGGGGCUUGGCCUCUCUCUCUCUCUCAUUCCACCGCACCCCCCCUACCCGCCCGCACCCGCGCCCGCCUCUUCCCCAGAACGGGAGCCGCAGUCACUUAGAGCCCAGCAGAGAUUGCGAGCAGGAUGCGGUAGCAAUUAGUGUCUCUCUGCUCUGGAAGCAGCAACAGCAGCAGCAGCGACUGCAGCCGGGAAGAGGGGAGGAGGAGGUGUGGGGAGAAGAGCCCAGAUCGGGGCUGCCUGCUGGUUCCCGAAAGCAAGGGGGGCUCGGAUUCCGCCUUCGCCCCUUUGACCAGCCGGGUGCAGGGGGGGCCACCACCCGUUUCCCCUCCUCUUCGGCUCCCGGCGUGUUCCCAGACCUCCAUCUCCCCGAGAGAGGCAGGCCGGCGUCUGCCCACUGAUUGACACGUGGGCUCCUGUGACUUCACAGAGGAGCCUUGUUCGGUUCCUGGCAGACCCUGCGGCCGCGCCACCUCUCCGGUCCCUGCCAAGCUGGGCCCAGCUGGAAGGCGCUCCAGGGCCUCCCUGCUCUUGGAUAAUAAUUUUUCUCCUUUUCAAAUACAUCUAUAUACAUUGCGCAUCCGUUCAGCGGAGCGGCAGGCGAGCUCGAGACCAGAGCAUCCGCCGUUCUGGACGUCGUCGACCGCUUUCUGCAUCUCAGUUGUCUUUUUUUCCUCUCUCUCUCUCCUGGGCUGUGUGAGACCUGGUGGCGGGGCGUGGGGUGCCUGUGGCCAAGAGGACGUGACAGGACCUUUGGCAAGCAGCCCUGGGGCAGGGCGGCCGUUCCACAGGUGGCGUGACGGCUCUCCAGGGCGUGUGCCAGCCACUCCUCCCUCCCGGCCAUCGCUCCGGCCUCAGGGACUAGCCGGCGGCCUCUCCCUCUUCCUCUGGAGCGCAGCAAAGCUGUCCAAGGGUCGCUGGUCAUCUGGCGGCGUUGUCAGGGGCGGGGGGGGGGCACGGAGCAACGUCUGCGCCCUGUGACGACGACGGUCUUUCACCUGUGGCACAGUGUCCCUGCUUCCGCUGCCCUUCUUGUGCCAACACCUCUCUUCUCUGCAGCCAUGCCUACAGGGGGCCGGACAGGAGUCGUCUCGCUCGGAUCCGUUCUGACUUUCGUGGGCUCCUGAGUUUGGUGCCAGGCCCGCACACCCUCGCCAUCUCCUGCUUCUUCCCCCCCGGCGCCUUGGUUUCGUCCCGUCUCCUCCGCCGGUUUGGGGCAUGGAUCUGCUGCAAAAGAGCAAAUACAACCACUUGCGCAAUGACUCCCUUUCCUCCCUGGAGGAGGGCUCUGUGGCGGCCGAUGGGGACUCUCCCGUGGACCCCCUGGUGGCGGCCCCCUCCCUGCCCAGCUCGCUGUCCUCCUCCUCGCUCAGCCCCAUGCUCCCCCUGGGCGAGCUGUCGUCCGAGUCGGAAGACAGCCCCACCACCCUGUGCUCCUUCUUCCCCAAGAUGGCCAACCUGAAGCUGGCCAACCCGGCCACUCUGCUCAGCCUCCGUGCCUUCUCCAAGGAGGCGGGCAGCUCCGGGGAGCAUCCGCCGCCAGCGGCACCACCACCACCACCUCCUCCUCCCCCCCUCGCUCCUGUCGCUGCCUCGACUCCCUUCCCGGACUCAGCGGGGACUGUCGGUCUCUAUUCCCAGGAUAUGAACAAGUUGGGCUGCGCCAAGAGGAUGCGGGUGGAAGGCGGCCAGCUGGGGGGAGACGAGUGGACACGGCACGGCAGCUUCGUCAACAAGCCCAGCCGGGGCUGGCUGCACCCUGACGACAAGGUGAUGGGCCCCGGAGUCUCCUACCUCGUCCGGGUAAGUGAGCGGCGAUCGCGGGGGGCGGUAGGUAGUUCAAGGCAUUUGUGGGUGCAGCGGUCUGGCAGCAAGUCCCAAUCGCUGGGAACCCUGAUUGGUUGGGACGCGUAUCUCGGCCAGGGAUGGGGAACCUAGUGGUCUUCUAGAUGUGGCUGGACUCCAACUCCCAUCUGGCUGUGCUGGCCGGGAUCAAAAGGGGUCAGAGUCCAGUGGCACGUGGAGGGGCCAGCCCACCAUGGAGUCGCUGGUUGGCAACUAGCAGGGUCGGUAUGGGAAAGUGGGUCAAGAGCUUUUCCCCCCGUCCUAGUUCAGCGUGUUACUUGGGGUGCACUGAUUGGCCAUAGCUGCCUUUCCCCGCUUUCACACACCCCUCUGUUGCUGUGGGGUGGGGGGAUAGUUGAUCCCACUGAGAGAGGGCCUCGGAUUUGAUCUUGGGGGUCUCCAGCUGCCAAGACCUAAUGUGCAGGGGACAUACUUUGCUGAAGUACGUCUGUGUGUUUGUGUGUGUGUUGGCAGUGCCUCUUGAGCUAAGAAAACAGCGCCUCUCCAGAGCAUACAGAAAGCCUCUUUUCCAUAGCUGGGAACAGGGUAGGUGCUUCCACGUGGAGAGAGGGCGUGCAUGACCUACAUAAGUUGGGAGAGGGCUGUCGCUCCGCAGUAGAGCAUUGACUCUGCGUGGAGAAGGAAGGCCCCAAUGGCAUCUCUGGGUAGGGCUGGGGGGGACUGUCCCUUCUGAAGCCCUAGAGAGCAGCUGCUGCCAUUCAGCACAGACAGUAAAGACCUAGAUGAUCUAAUGAUGUGAUUCUGUAUGAGGCAGCUUUUGAAUUCGGCUUCGCAUCUUUCUUGGUUCCUAGGAGGACAGUGGCUUGAAGGUAGAACCACUGCUUUGCAUGCAGAAAGUUCCAGAUUCAAUCCCCAAGGGUUGUCUCCAGGAAUGUUCCCUGCCUAAAACCCCAGGGAGCCGCUGCCAGUUGGUAUAGAUAAUGCAGAGAUAGAUGGCCUGACUCUAUAAGGCAGCUUCCUAUAUCCAUACAACGCAGGUCAGGGCAUCACUGCUAUGAGGAAGGCGACCUGCUGCAUCAAUCCCCAGCAUCUCCAGGUAGAAUCAUGAGGACUAGAAUCUUCCUGUCCCUUUUCAAAGGCAAGGCUAUAGCUUGACUGAGGGAGCACAUGCAGCGUUAGAAACUCAGACAUACAAGCUAGACAACAAAUGGCUCCUCAAACCAAGGUUGCAGUCGCCAAAACGUAACGUCUAGUUGCCAUUUUGGGGCAAGACGGGUCUAAAUUCUUGUUUUUCAGAUGAUUGACUGACUGUGAUUGAUUCUCAGCUAAGCAUCUGGCUAGUUCAAAUGUCAACCCUGAGCUAGGUUAAGAGCUUUGAGAACUUGAAGAAGAAAAGUCGCUUGACCCAGGGACAGUCCACAUGUAUAUUGGCCUCUUUUUCUUAAUGGUGACUGCUGCUGCUGCUCAGGCUGCACAAAAAAAGCAUUUUGGUUCCAGAAAUUCAUUCCGAUUGUACAGAUAAAAUAUAACGGAUAGAAUUCUACAGGAUGGGGUGCUAGUGUGCGAAAACAGCCCAGAUCCAAGGAUUUACAGAUGGCGGAGAUGUCAGGCACCAUCCAGGCAUCUUCACUUGGUCACAAGUGGUUGAAAGCCAGGUGCAAAAUGCGCCUGGAUAAUUUCGAACACGGAGCACGUGCCUCACACACGGAUGGUCUCAGUUACCAGCAUCUCCAGGUAGAGCAGGGAAUAUCCCCUGCCUGAAACCCCAGAGAACUGCUGCCAGCCAGUGUAGACAGCAUUGAGCCAGAUGAACCAGUGACCUAAGUCUCUGUAUGAGGCACCUUCCUAUCUUAACUUGUCAUUUCGAGACGGGAGCUGUUGAAAAGGCCACCGAGGAGAGUUCCUGCUGUUCCCUUCAGCCCUCCUCCCCGUCUCCCAAGAAAGGCAGCACCGCAGAGAAUCCUGAGCAGGGGCCACAUCUUACUCUAGCCUCUUUGUGCAGAAAUGGGGGGGGGGGGCUUUUCUCCCCACAGAGGCUGCCAGCCAGCCAGGCCCACCCAGCAUAGCUGCGACGGUGUGGCCUCCCCGGCAGGCAUCUGUCCCGGGUCUUCUGCUCUGCCACAUGAUUGCUUCUGACAAGCGUGCGCCCGAGUGUCCAUCCCCCGGGCCACAGCGCACAUGCGCCAGGCGCAUUGAGUCGGCCGGCAUUCCUCUUCCACUUCCCCCGCCCCCCCUUCCAAGCCUCUGGCUGUGAUGACCGCCAGCCCCAGAUCUCUGCUUUGGGAGGCUGGGGCAUCCCUCUGUGGUUUGGCGGAGUCCAGGGAUUGGUCAGCCCAUUGCUGCUGGUCCAGGUGUGCGCCAGAGGAGACCUCUGAAUCUUCAUGCUGCUUGCAAGCUGCUCGGAAGCUGAGAUUAUCUGGCAGGAAGGUCGUUCCACCCACCCACCUGCCCCAGGUAAAUGGUAGGUCUUGGUGAUGUCUUGAUACAUCGCCCAGGACUGGUUUGAGGGCCUGAGCACGAUGGCACUUUCACCCACGAUGUACCACCAGGUGAAGGCUCCAUUGCGCUCUGGCCCUCAAACUGAGGGAGGAAUAAGCAGCAAGGUGCCGUGGCUGAUGGAGCCCGUUUGUCCCUCGGUGCGCUGAGUGCUAGUGGUGGAAGGACUUCUGCCAGCGCCUUGCAUGUGGAGGAACGAGCCCCACAAGGCUGAUAUUGUCGCUGCUCCCGCUGAGGAAGUUGAGGCGGUUUCACCUUGGUGCCUCGUGGGGCCGUGCCCAACGCAGCUUGUUCCUCCCAUCGCUUUGCAACGCUGCAGUGUAUCACUAUAUCGCGAUGUCUGGCUGGUGUUUGCCCAACUCUAGUGAACGGAACAGGCUGCCUUGCAUGUAAAGCGCAACCAGAAAUGCUAAAUAAACAUUCCCCUGAUGGCGUGCAGAGUGCAUACCUUGCUGUUCCCCCAUUGCGUGGUCUGAAGUUGAGUCCGAACUGUCGAGUCAGACCAUUGCUCCACCAAGCUUAGUAUUGUCACACUGGCUGGCAGCAACUCCAAGGUUUCAGGCAGGGGUUUUUUCCCCAGUCCUACUCGGAGGUGCCGUUGGGGAUUGAACUUGAGAUAUUCUGCAAGCGAAGCAGAUGCUUUACGACUGAGCUGUCCCCCUUUCCCUGAAAAUAAACCAAGAUUCUAGUCCUCAUGUUUCUGAUUCAAUAGGAACAUAGGAAGCAGCCUUAUAGCAAGUUCGUCCAUCUCACUCUGGAUUGUCUACACUGACCGGCAGCAGCUCUCCGGGGUAUUUCCCCAGCCCUACCUGGAAAUGCUGAGGAUUGAACCCGAUACACCUUCUGCAUACAGAGCAGAUGUCCUACUGCUACCCAGACUCCUUUUAACGUCUGACGCCACACUGCACCUUUCCCCCAACCCUGGACUUGAGCCUCACUGAAACCUUUGUCUGGUGAGGGGCACAGCCGUGUCACUGGGGGUGUCUUUGCCCUCGGUGCCCCAGUGCCGACUCUGUACAGAGAACGAUUGGUUGUACCCUUAACGGGAGAAGGUAAGCAGCAGGAUCCGGAUCUCCAGUCCAUGUUUUCUCGACCACCAUUGCUGGUACAAGACAGGAAGGGGGCCGGUUUUCCAAACCCCCCUCCUUUUCCUUCCCCUGCCCUUAUAUCCUUUCAGAUUUAUGCGGAAACAAAUUCACACGCAAACCCCUGCAACCCACCCAGGGGAACGCCUCCUUUCAUGCUCCUUGCCUGCUUCCUGCUGUGAUCUCCAGGGUCCGUUUCGAGACUGAUGUCUUGGAGGCAGCUGUGGCUUGGUGGCAGGACACUUGCUUGGCUUGCAGAAUGUCCCAUGUUUAAUUCUUGCCAUCUCCACAUCGGGCUGGCAGAGGUGCCCUGCCUGAAACCCUGGAGAGCCGCUGUCAGUCAGUGUUGACAGUGCUGAGCUCGAUGGACCAAUGUGUUCCUGUCGAUUCAGCAUCAUGAGGACUGGAAUCUUACGGUUAUUUUUAAGGAAGGCCAUAGCCCAGGGGCAGAGCACAUGCUUUGCUUGCAGAAGGCUUGAUCCCCGGCAUCUCCAGGUAGGGCUGGCUAUGUCCCCCUCUGCCUGAAACCCUGGAGAGCUGCUGCCAGUCAGGGUAGACAGUAUUGAGCUGGAUGAACAUCUGAUCUGACUCGGCGCAAGGCAGCUUCCUGAUUUCCGAAUCGCCGCUCCGCUACAGAGACCGAGCCUUAAACGUCCUUGGCUUAACCUACUCCGUAGGGUGGAGACUCGGCAGGAGGACAAGUUUGCUGCCUCUGAGUGCCCGGGAGGGUGGCAGAGGAUUGGAAGACGAACAGUGCCCUGAGAGCGUUCAGAGACAGGGUCUGGCGAGCAACACUUGCGUUGCCACUUCCCCUUCUCUGACUCAUACUGGUAGCCUCGCCUUGCUGGCGUCGCUGAAGUCUUUGUGUAUUCCCACCGCACACAGCCGGCCUGGCAGGUGCCCAGUGGCACAUCCUGUGCCAGCUGCUUGCCCCUUCCGCCCUCUUUGCUGUCUGUUCUUCAGCCCAGCUGGCGAUUGUGCCAACGGAUCUCUCCUGUUCCCUGUUCCACGAGCAGCAACAGAAAGGCUGCAGCUCGGUCGGCAGAGCACCUGCCUUGUGUCCAGAAGGUCCCAGGUAGGGCUGGGAGAGACUCCUUUUCUGAAACCCCGGACUGCUGCUGCCGGACAGUGCAGACAAUACUAGAUGGAUGGACCCAAUGGUCCAAGGCAGCUUCCUGUGUUGCUAACCAGCUGGAAAUGCCACUUUGUGAUCAGGACCAGGAGAGGCUCUUUCUCACAGGCUCUGCUGUGUGUGUGAGGUCGUGGGAGCUGGGUUUGCUUUAUCCAGAUGAAGGAUACAGUGUGUGUGUGUGUGUGUGUUUGUUUCUCUGGGUGUAGAAACUAGCUCACUGCACAGAGGUAUAAUUCGCAUCCGUUCCUCCACCCACUUCAGAGAUGAGUCGGGUUGGUGAGGAGUCGCGGGUCUCUCCCCGUCCCACUGCGACAAGCUCCCAUCCCGCCUGGUCUCCCAGAACCAGAAGAGGCAUGAAAAGGGCAGAGUGGUGGCAGGCUGCAUGCAGGCACAGUUUCUGAUUGCUUGGGGAAAUCCCUGAAGAGAAGGGGGCUUAGGCAGCUGGGGGGAGACAGGGACUUUCAGUCUGGGCAAUUAAUAAUAAUAAUGUUUUAUUUAUACCCCGCCCUCCCCAGCCAAGACUGGGCUUAGGGCGGCUAACACCAGGUAUAAAAACCAAUUAAUUAAAAUACAACUUAAAAACAAGAUUAAAAUACAACAUUAAAAUGCAGCCUCAUUUCAGUAGAAACUCAAAUCAAAAACUUUUUGGGGAUGAAAACGUCAAAUCUUCACCAAGGCCAACUAUCCAGACUAGUCCUACGUGGGCUAGAAAAAAGCCAGGGAAGUCCCCAAAUAGGAGGAGAAAAGAUUUAUGGGGGGAAGACCGACCAGGGAUAAGCUGCUGUGCUCACUAGGCCUGACUGUCAGCCAGUAAAGACUGUGGUUUUACUAAUAGAGUGAGCUCCAAUUUCGGUGUGAUUUACUGCUGGCUCGCUGUACGAUAGGAGGUGGCCUGGAACUGGGCCUUCUCUGUGGCAGCCCCCUAAGUUCUAGAAUUCCCUCCCUGCAAAGGAGCGAGCCUCUGGCAUUCCCACUAUACAGCCUUUGACCCCUGAGAUGGUUGUUUCCGGGGCCCAUCGCCCUAUUCCUAUGGCUGCAUUUGGCAUUAAAUCGUCGUCGCCCUCCCUGGGACCUGCUGGCGGAGGACAGAAAAUAAAUUCAGUGAUGGUGGUGGUGACUAAUAAGGAUAACACUGCAGGUUGGAAGUCUUCCAGGGCCCCUACCUGUCCUCUUGUUCCCUUAGGAAAAAAAGGGGAGAUGAGCAGGGUGGAGGUGGAAGAAUUGAUCCAUAAUAUCUGGAUGAUGGGGAUGAGGGUGAAUGAGAACAGAGGGGACUUUGGGACCUAACAGGCUCUCCCAUUCUUCCUUCUCCCAUCAGUACAUGGGCUGUGUGGAAGUUCUCCAAUCCAUGCGGGCUCUCGACUUCAACACAAGAACUCAAGUCACAAGGUGAGCUGCGCAGUCAUCCGGGGGCCGGGGAUGGUGUGGGGGACAGGGGAGGUCGGACAGGAUAGUUAUGUUGUGCCGCCGCACAGGCUACAAUCCAUCACUCAGGGACACUGACUGGUUGGAUGCAGAGGAACGGUGGGAGGAACCCGGUGGGAAACCCCAAGGGAAGAAGGCUCAGAGCCCUGGGAUUGGUGGUGAGGCGACGAUGCAAGUGGUCAGAGGGAGAAGACCAGAAAGAGGAGGUGUCGGAAGAGGAAAAGGUCACAGGGUUUAGUGAGCUGGAAGAGUCGGUGGCAGAGAGGAGUCCAGAAUCGGAGGCAGGAGAGUGGGAUGAGGGAGGCCAAGAGGCGGAGAUAAGUCAGGCUGGUGAAGAGUCACAGGUGUCUCUCCCACCCGCUGUGAGAAGCUCCCUUCCCCACUUGUCUCCCAGAACCAGAAGAGGCAUGAAAAGAGCGGAGGAGAGGUUGGCUGCACGCAGGCUCUCAGUCUCCGAUUGCUUGGAAAAAGCCCCUGGGGAGGAGGGGGCUUAGGCAGCUGUGAGAAGGCGGGAACCUACAACUGCUUCAUGGGGGCAAGAUGAGUUGCUGUUCUCAUUAAGUCCGACACUCCUAUUCAGACUCUGUUUUUUGCUAAUAAAGAGUUAACUCCAACUCACUUGGGUGAUUGACUGCUGCCUCGUUCCUGUCACUCACUAACUCCUAAAGCAGAAACGCUGUAAGCUUUGAGAGGGUGUGUCCCAUUGUGUCUCUGCGUGAGUUGCCACUCUGGGCUUACUUCCUUUCCAUAUCUGCCUGUGUGUGUGUGUGUGUGUGUGUGUGUGUGUGCAGAAUUCUGCUGUACCUCUGCACCGUACUGGGUAUGGCUGCAUAGGGAGCAUUGAGACGAUCAAGACACAUGUCUCUACAUGAGUUGCUGCUUUGUGUUUGCCUCCUUCCAAUCUGCAUUUUCUUGGUGGAGGUCAUUUAGCUUGACGGUGUGAUCCGAUAGUCUUUCCUGCCCUCAGAGGAGGCUGCCUGUUGUAUCUCUGGAUGAGUUCCUGCCCCGGGUUUCCUCCUGCCACCCGGCACCUGUUGGGGAGCCGAUUUUGUGGCGCCUCUGCAUCGGCUGUGUAUUGGCUCAGCCAGUCACUCCCAAUGCAGAAACACUGUGGAAUUACCCACUGUCCGGGGAGGCUGCCUGUUGUGCCUCUGCAUGGGACACUGUCCUUCCAACCAGGCUUUGCUGGGCGCCAAAUAAUUCUGUGAUGCCUUUUCAUUGGCUCAACCUGUUGUCCCAGUGCAGAAACGAUGUAGAGUCACCCACCAUUAAAGGAGGCUACCUGUUGUGUCUCUGGGCGAGGUGCUGCCAAGUCAUUCUGUGUUGCAUCUGCAUUGGAUGCAAACUGGGCCCUUGGUGGAGCAAGAUAAUCUGCGUCUCCCCCACCCCUGUUAAUUAAAUCCCAAGAACCAAGCCUGUAAUACCCGAGACUCAGUAAUAAUAUUAAUAAUAAUUUUAUUACUUGUACUCCGCCCAUCUGAUUGGCUUGCCCCAGCCACUCUGGCCUUGGGAAGCCAAAACCGGUUGCAGAGGCCAGCAGAGAGGCAGGCUGCUCCAGCUCAUAUCCUUAGCAGCAGCAGCAGGAAAUAGUUAAAGCUGAGUUGGAGGGGGAGCAGAGAGGCAUGUGUCUCUCUCUCUCUGUGUGUGUGUGUGUGUGCGUUUGCACUGUAAGCCUGUCCAUUACCGGGCAGACGCAGGGUCUGGAAAAAGGUGACCGGAGGGAGCAGCCAGCAGGAGAUGGAAAGGCUUCAGCAGCCAGGCCUCAAGCCUGCCAUCAGCGGCCGGCGUUGUUGUUUUUUUUAAUAAAAAAAAAUUAAUCCGCUAAAGACAGGAAGCGUUUAUACAGCAUCAUCAAAUAUUAACAGCUCUCGCUCGAUUUCUUCCCCCACGUCCUCUUCCAUCCUUGCUCUGCUACCAAGGAGCCGGGAGACACACAAACACACACAAACAAAACCAAACACACUGUGUGUGUUUGUGUGUGCAUGGGCUGUCUGCAGGGGCCACAUGUGGCUCUUUAGCCGGCCCUCGGGACCACACACCCCUCGCCAGGCCACACACCCCCAAUCCGCCUUGCUUUGCAUCCUCUUUGGGUGUUCUUUCCUGCCCGGAAGGCGUCCUUGAGCUCUCGCUUGCGUGGAAGGGUGACCGACGGAUGUGUGAUGUGCGUGUGUGUUUAGAAACCUCUCGACUCUCGGGUGGCUGGCAACGUAGCCUGCUGGGCGAAGGAAACAGAGCAGUGACAGGGCAGCGUCUCGUCCAGAGGUGCCCUCCCUUGAAGAUAAAGGGACCCCUGACCAUUAGGUCCAGUCAUGGCCGACUCUGGGGUUGUGGCGCUCAUCUCGCUUUACUGGCCGAGGGAGCCGGCGUACAGCUUCCGGGUCAUGUGGCCAGCAUGACUAAGCCGCUUCUGGCGAACCAGAGCAGUGCACGGAAACGCCGUUUACCUUCCCGCCGGAGCGGUACCUAUUUAUCUACUUGCACUUUGACGUGCUUUCAAACUGCUAGGUUGGCAGGAGCAGGGACCGAGCAACAGGAGCUCACCCCGUUGCGGGGAUUCAAACCGCCGACCUCCUGAUUGGCAAGCCCUAGGCUCUGUGGUUUAACCCACAGCACCACCCGUGUCCCAUGUGCCCUCACUUAACGGCGGGCAAUUCCACAGUGCUUCUGUACCGGGAGCGAUCGGUUGAGCCAAUGCACACCUGACAUAACAAUACAACGACAGGUAGAGAGUCCUAAGAACCUGGGAAGAGCCCUUGUGGGCGAAUCCAGCAGCCUGUCUGGUCCAACACCCUCUUAUUUAUUUAAUUUAUAUACCGCCCUUCAUCCAAAGGAGUCAGGGUGGUUGGCCCACGCUGGGAAAACAGGCUGCUCAACAUGAUGACAGGUCUUAGUCCUGUUCCGGAAGGGCAGUUCAAUGAAAGAAAAUGGGUGAAAAUGAAAGAAAUGAAAGAAAAAUGAAAGAAAAAGUCUGCCACUUUUUACCAGUGUAUACUGGAGAUUCCUGCAUUUCAGGGGGUUGGAUGAGCCUCCCGGGUCCCUUCCAGCUCCACAAUUAUAAGAUUCUAUACACCCAUCCCUCAUUUCUCCCCUCUUCCUCCAGGGAGGCUAUUGGCCUAGUCUGCGAAGCUGUGCCUGGCGCCAAGGGAGCCGUUCGCAGGAGAAAGGUGAGGUGGACAGAGAAUACUUCAUUGUUUUUCUCUUUGGCUGUCUGUGGUCAAAAUUCGCCCCGUACAUCUCAAGAGCUGCGACGCCACUUUGAAACUAUCAUGGCUUUCCCCCAAAAUACAGCGGUACCUCGGUUUACUAACUUAAACCGUUCCGGAAGUCCAUUCUUAAACCGAAACCGUUCUUAAACCGAAGGCGCGCUUUCCCUAAUGAGGCCUCCAGCCACUGGUGCCCUUUCACCCUUCGGCUUCCGUUCUUAGACCGAGGUAAAGUUCACAAACCAGGACGCUACUUCCGGUUUUGCGGAGUUCGUAAAGCAAAUCGUUCGUAAGCAGGGCUGUUCUUAAACCGAGGUACCACCGUAUUCUGGGAGCUGUAGCUCAUUGCGGGUGCUGAGAGUUGUUAGGAAGCUUCCCUCUUCCUCUCCCAGAGCUGCAAUUCCCAGAGGUCCCUAGGAAACGGGAUUGAUUGUUAAACCACUCUGGGAAUUGGCAGGUAAGGGAAAAUAAAAGAAAAGGGAAAGUUCCCAGGUGAGAGCUGGGACGGUCCACCACUUUCUGUGUGAGACAAGGGUUGAGAGCUACUUUUGAGAGAGAACGCUGCAUUUUCUCUUUCUCUGCUUUUUAAAUUUUUAUUUGGAUUAGUUUCCUUUAUCUUAACCGUAUCACAAAAAAAGCUUUAAUAAAAUCUUGCCAGACUGUAUGUUGCCUUCUGUGCAGCUACAAAUUGGAUUCCUCACGCAAGACAGCCUUCCGCGGUAAUCCAGUGGUAAUCCACUCCCCUUUCAGUGCACUGCAUGGAUAUAGUAUACUGCAGCAGAGAGAGUGAGUUACAACUGCUCCAGUCUAUUAGGGUAUGAUUCUGGGAGCACCCUACAAUAUUUCACAUAUUCAAGGUGUAACCUGUAAAAAUGUCUGUUCUUUUAACCUAUCACUAUUUUCCUGAAAUGGGGGGGAAACCCCCACUGGGAAUUGUUAUCUCUGGGAGGGCAACAGGAGUGGACUGGGUCUCCUAACGAUCCACAGCACCCUUAAAAAUGUCAGAUACCUUUGGGGAGGCCGUGGCUGUUUAUAUUGGCAUUGCGGUGGUUUAAAUCUGUAGUUUGAACAAGGCCUAGUAGUCUGUGCAAAGAUCCCCAAGCAAGCAAGGCAGAACCAACCACAGAGGGCAGAAUAACUCUUAAGGGCUUGUGAUUUGGAUAAAAGGAGCUGGUGUGAGGAUGCGUUCAGCACAUCCCAGCUGGAACAGCAACACUCCCAGAGUGCGAGACGGGUGAGAGCCGCGCGUGCUUUUCAGGAAAGCUUGCACAUGUGUCUGUGCGUGAUUUGAUUUGAGGUCUCCAGCCUCGGCCCCCCCUUUCCCCCUCAGGCUGGGAAAUGGGGACCGAGUUGCUGCAAUAAAGGCCCGGCGCAGGCGAGGCUGAUCAAUAGAUAACCAUAACAGCCCGUCUAAUGGACACGGAGGAAAGUGGAGGGGCAUGCGCAGGGUGGGGAGCUGAGGGGGCCAUUUGGUCAACAGCCCAUCUCCCUUUUGUUCCUUCUGCCCUUCCCAGGCUCACUCUUGCCUCUUCCCGUUCUGCACCCUUCUCCCUGAUCUCUUAGGAACAUAUAAGGAGCUGAUUGAUUGAUUGAUUGAUUGAUUGAUUGCCAAGACUUCCAGCUCAGUUAUGUCUGCGCUGGCUGGCAGCAGCUCUCCAGGGGUUCAAGCAGGGUUCUCUGCCCAGCCCUGUCACCUGCCUUCCUGCCUUACUUAACAGCCAAUCCCAGGGGUCCUUGGCUCUGGCUCCGCCUACUGUGGGCCUCCCACCCCCCAGUCCCAAUGGCUACCAGUCACCCUUCCCGAAUAGGCUUGGGUCUUAGGAACACAGGGAGCUGCCUGAUACACAGAAAUAAAGAUCCUAGUCCUCAUGGUUUUGAACAAGCAGCUGCUUUUAAAUAGAGCCUGCCCUAUUCUGAGCCAUACCAUUGGUCCACCUAGCUUAGUAUUGUCCGCACUGGCUGGCAGCAGAUCUCUAGGAUUGCAGAUUUCAUUCCAGGGCUGGAUUUGAGACCUUUGGAGGCCCUAAGCACUUAAAAGGUUUUGGUGCCCCCGUAGAUCUAAUUCAAAACAGAAACAAUAAUAAACCGUAAAAUAAAUUUUUGAUUUUUCGAAAUGAAAUGAAACCUAUGGCAAGAUGGAAAAUAAUGUUUGUUUUUGUAUACUUCCGCUUGAUUUACAUAUGAAAAAUCUUCUCCUGCUUUUUCUAAUUGCAAAGCCUUUGAUCAGAUCCUUACAUAACACAUCUGCUUCUGUACUUAGUAGAGGUAAGGCAUCCAGCCUGCUUUGUUGCACAGUAGUUCUGUUGGGAUUUUUAAUAUGCUUCAACUGAGAAAAUGGAACACGCAGCCGAGCAAUUUGUGACGGUUAAUGUUAGAAAUCAGGCAAUAGAAAAUUUAUGCAGUAUACUUCCCUUGAUGCCCUAAGCACGUGCUUAUUUUGCUGAUUGGUUAAGCCAGCCCUGUUUCAGGCCCCAUAGCUCAGUGGCCUGUAGAAGUCCCCGGGUUCAGUCCCCGGCAAUCCUGGGAUGUUUUACGAAGAAGGGCCAUCGCUCUGAGAUAGAGCAUGUGGUUUGCACACAGAAAGUCCCAGGUUCAAUCCCGGUCUUCUCCAGCCGGUGCUGCUGCUAACAUCCUUGGGGUGCGUCUCUCUCCCUCUCGACAGCCCUGCGGCCGCUCGCUGAACUCCAUCCUCGGCAAGAGCAACCUGAAGUUUGCCGGCAUGCCAAUCACACUCACCAUCUCCACCAGCAGCCUCAACCUCAUGGCGUCUGACUGUAAACAGGUGAGGAGAUAUCUUCUCUCCCAACCUCCUCCUCCUCCUCUGGGACACACUGUCUAGGGUGGAUACUUGACGGACGAGUGUUGAGGAUUGUGGGCUUAGACAGCCUUCCUCCUUGCAGGUUGUUACCCUCCAGAUGUUGCUGGUCUACAGUUCCCUUUGCCCCUUGACCAUUGGCCAUGCUAGCCUAGCAACAUCUGCUUUACAUGCAUUUAAUGUGUGAUCCCUGAUUGGCUGGGACAUGCAUCUAAGGCAAGGCUGAGGAACCUGCCAGGCAUUGCUGGGCUCCAGCUCUCAUUGUUCCUGACCGCUGGCUGGGGCUGAUGGGAGUUGGAGUCCAGCAACAUCUGGAGGGUCAGACGUUCCCUAUCCCUGAACUGGACCACUGUUUGCCUUCUCUAAGCUCUGAUCACAUUCCUGUCUUAUUCCAAUGUGGGGAAGGGGAACUUGCAUCCCUUCCAGCCACUGCUAGGCCACAUCGGCCGUCAACCAUUGGCCAUGCUAACCGCGUAUGGGGUGCUUCCCAGACAUGGAAUGCACACAGCAAAGAGUUAACUCUGCCCGGAUGCUGAGGUCCAGCACUGAGGGCCUUCUGGCGGUUCCCUCACUGUGAGAAGCCAGGUUACAGGGAACCAGGCAGAGGGCCUUCUCGGUAGUGGCGCCCGCCCUGUGGAACGCGCUCCCACCAGAUGUCAAAGAGAUAAACAACUACCUGACAUUUAGAAGACAGGGAAGUUUUUAAUGUGUGACAUUUUGAUGUAUUUUUAAUCUUUGUUGGAAGCCGCCCAGAGUGGCUGGGGAAACCCAGCCAGAUGGGCGGGGUACAAAUAAUUAAUUAUUAUUAUUGUUGUUGUUGUUGUUGUUGUUGUCUCUUUAUUGUCUAAGAUAACACCUACAGUUGCUUCUACGGCUCUGGAUACCUGCACACACCAAUCUAGCAUCUAGGCAGCUAUUCCCGGGUCAUCGCUCUAGGGGGCGUUGGCAGCAACUGGGGACGACUCCCCCUCCACCAGUUUAUAUACCUUCCCCUAAUGGGCUGUGCGCACUUAGCCAGAGAUUGUCCCUGUGUGGAUGCUGUUUCUGCUCUUCCUGAUUCAGCGCUCUCCUGGUUUUGGGUGACAGUGCUUCAGGGGAGGGUGGAGAAGCACCCAGCCCUUCUCCCGCCUCUGAUUCUUGCCUCCUGGCUGGUACAGGCCCCCACAGACCACUGACCCCCUUCCCCUGGUGCCCACUUGCCAGCGUCCUCCCAGUCCUUGCCAGGGCAUCAAGUCUGCCUUGGGGAGCUAAAAUCUGGCACCCCCAUAAUCCAGGAGAGCUUGACUUUACUGUAAGAAUUUCAGGAGGUUGGGAAGCGGCGGGGAGGAAGUUCAUUUUGUGUUUUUUUGCUGUGCUUUGCGUCUCAUUUUUCCUUCUUCCUUCCCUUCCAUUGUUUAGAUCAUUGCCAACCAUCAUAUGCAAUCAAUUUCUUUUGCUUCCGGAGGGGAUCCGGUGAGUGCCAAGAGGGUUUUGUGGAUGGGUUGUUUUCAACACAGGGCUAAGGAUUUCUCCUUCCCUGGCAGAAUGUUCUCCCCACUCCUUGGUUUGCCCUCUAACCUUGUUCUGGGGUUUCUGGAGACAGUGUGGGAUGUGCAUGGGAAAAAACCUCCUGCAUUAACGCUAAUCCAUGCACAGAAAAUUAGUUGAGUAUCAUCCUCUCCCAGGGACGCGGGUGGCGCUGUGGUCUAAACCACUGAGCCUAGGGCUUGCCGAUCAGAAGGUCAGCGGUUCGAAUCCCCUCGACGGGGUGAGCUCCCGUUGCUCGGUCCCUGCUCAUGCCCACCUAGCAGUUCGAAAGCACAUGAAAGUGCAAGUAGAUAAAUAGGUACCACUCCGGCGGGAAAGUAAAUGGCGUUUCUGUAUGCUGCUCUGGUUUGCCAGAAGCGGCUUAGUCAUGCUGGCCACAUGACCCGGAAGCUGUACGCCGGCUCCCUCGGCCAGUAAAGUGAGAUGAGCGCCGCAACCCCAGGGUCGUCCGCGACUGGACCUAACGGUCAGGGGUUCCUUUACCCCUUUACCUUUACCAUCCUCUCUGCAUGUGAGCCACGCGUAGACUCUCCCUGUGGCUAGCAGAACCUGUAUAAAUUAUGCAGAUUAAUGCCGUUUGCAUAAUUUAUGCAGUUUGCAGAAUUCCAGUGAUGCGUGCUGUGGAAUUUUUAGGGUCUUCAGACACAGACUCCAUGCAGCCCUGACUAUAUUUAUUCCACCUCACCCCAGUUGCUAGAUCCUUUGACUAGCCCAGGCAUAGACAAACUCCAGCCCUCCAGAUGUUUGGGACUACAAUUCCCAUCAUCCCUGACCACUGGUCCUGUUAGCUAGGGAUAGUGGGAAUUGUAGUCCCAAACAUCGGGAUGGCCGGAGUUUGCCUAUGCCUGGACUAGGCAUUCUCCCUUCCAGCAGGAUUCAGAUAACUUAUUACCCUCCUACAUGUCAGGGAAACUGAGAGCUGGUGUGGUGUAGCAUAAAUAAUAAUAAUAAUAAAUUUUUAUUUAUAUCCCGCCCUCCCCAGCCGAAGCCGGGCUCAGAGCGGCUAACAACAGUAAAAAUAGCACAAUUUACAUAAAAUCACAGUCAGUUAAUUAAAAUAUAUUCUAAAAUCAAUUCAGAAUCAAAUUAAUGGCAACCCCUGGGCUAGAGUUCUUUGAGGAUUAUAGAAGGAGGGGGUCAGACUGCACCUUGGCCAAAGGCCUGGUGGAACAGCCCUGUCUUGCAGGCCCUGUGGAAAGAUGUCAAGUCCCGCAGGGCCCUAGUCUCUUGUGACAGAGCGUUCCACCAGAUUGGGGCCACAGCCGAAAAAGCCCUGGCUCUGGUUGAGGCCAGCCUAACCUCCCUGUGGCCCGGGACCUCCAAGAUGUUUUUGUUUGAAGAUCGUAAGUUCCUCUGUGGGACAUACCAGGAGAGGCGGUCCCGUAGGUACAAGGGUCCUAGGCCGUAUAGGGCUUUAAAGGUUAAAACCAGCACCUUGAAGUCUGGUGGAGAGCCAGGUUCAAAUUCCCACUUGUUCCCAAAGCAAACUUUGUGACUUUUGGCCACACACACAAUCCUACCUUGCAGGGUUGUUAGGAUAAACCAGGUAGGAACAAUUUACACGAACUUGAGCUUCUGGAGGGAGGAAGGUGGGAGAUAGAUAUAGCAAAUAAAGCAGCGCCAGUGAAGGGUAGUUGUGGGGUGCUUUCUCUUCUUCCCUCUCUCCCCUUUUUAAUCUGGCAUUUAUCAAGUCUCCCAUCUUCCCAGGACACGGCCGAGUAUGUUGCCUACGUUGCCAAAGACCCUGUCAACCACAGAGGUAAGACGUUCUGCACCAAUCAGAAACUUCCUGGGGCCAGGUCAGCUUCGACUGGGUUUAACAGAUUUGCAUCCUGCUUUCAGCUCACUCACAAUAAUGCCAGCAGCAUUUAAAAAAAAAAAAAAGAGCGAGCACUUUAAUCAGAAUAAUCAAGGUUUUUUUUUUUUUUUUUUAAAAAGAGUCUUGGUGCCGGACAGGCAUGCCAGUGACGGGUGGGGGCCAAAUUGGGAGGCCUGGUGGGCUUGAUCUAAGGCUGUGGGCCAAAGGUUCCCUACCUCCGGUGUAAACGUUCCUGAGCUGGAUGAACCCAACGAGUCAGGCUUGGUGGAAGGCAGCUUCUAGUCCAGGGGUCUGCAACCCGCGGCUCCGGAGCCGCAUGUGGCUCUUUUACACCUUUGCCGCGGCUCCGGGGCGGAUACUAGCGAGGGGAGGAGGCGCAUUGUGUGCCCCGACACUCCCCACUGUGGCGGGCACUGUACUGGCUGUGACGUCGCAUGGGGCGGUGCGUGCGUUAGUCACGCACCGUCCCGACGUCACCUUCCCGCCCGCCCGCUACAUUGUAAGGGGCAUGUACGCUGGUCACUGCAUUGAAAGGGGGCAUGUACGCUGGUCACUGUUUUGAAGGGGAGUGAAGAACACACACACACAAAAAGGUAACUUGUUAAUUUAACGUUUAUUUCUAUGAGGAGGAGUAAUUCUGAGGGGUCAAACAAAGAAAUAAUAAAAAAGUGACAAAAAACUUAUUUUUAUAGUGGCGAGUUUUGCGGCUCCCAGUUUUUUUUUCUUCGGAAACAGGUCCAAGUGGCUCUUUUUGUCUUAAAGGUUGCAGACCCCUGUUCUAGUGCUUCUACAAGAAGCUGGGGAAAUGAUCAGUGAUGGCGCUCGACAACAUUUCAUGAGCUACAUGUCUUCUGUUUGUUGAUAUUCAGCUAGCAUGCACUGUUUGCUUUGUUUUCUGCUUUGGAUAUUGUCAGAUGGCAGUGGUGGUUGCUUGUGAGUAACCAGGCAGGACUCAGACCUGUCUUUUACAGGCUUUAUUUUGGGUGCAAACUAUUGACAGUGCAGAGCCACAAGUUCAUGUCUGCCUCAAUCGCUAGCAGAAUCCAGAAGUGGUUGUUUCCUGGACCUCCCCCAACAUAAAAGUCUCAUUACUCCCAGCCUUUUCCUUCCCUCUUUGCGCUUUAGACCUCUGCGCAGGGUGGGCGAUGGAAGGGGUGUGCUUCCAUCCUGGCUGGCUUGGCCAGGAGCGGUGCUGAGGCUCCCACCAGCAUCCUCAGGUCCUUUUACCUCUUCCCCACUGGAGGUGGGGCUUUCCUCAUAACUGGAAGAGGAACUGCUGAUUUUCGGAGGCUCCCUGUAACACGACUGCCCCUCUGUUUUCCGCCCCUGUUCUGAUGGCAGUUCCCUGACAGAUAUGAAUAGAUAAAUAGAUGGGGGGUAGAGAGAGAGUGAUGUAUGGAAGUGAGAGCUGGACCAUAAAGAAGGCUGAUCGCCAAAGAAUGGAUGCUUUUGAAUUCUGGUGCUGGAGGAGACUCUGGAGAGUCCCAUGGACUGUAAGAAGAUCAAACCUAUCCAUUCUGAAGGAAAUCAGCCCUGAGUGCUCACUGGAAGGACAGAUCGUGAAGCUGAGGCUCCAAUACUCUGGCCACCUCAUGAGAAGAGAAGACUCCCUGGAAAAGUCCCUGAUGUUGGGAAAGAUGGAGGGCACAAGGAGAAGGGGAUGACAGAGGACGAGAUGGUGGGACAGUGUUCUCGAAGCUACCAGCAUGAGUUUGACCAAACUGCGGGAGGCAGUGGAAGACAGGAGUGCCUGGCGUGCUCUGGUCCAUGGGGUCACGAUAAGUCGGACACGACUAAACGACUAAAGAACAGGACUUCCGGGGUGGCGCCUCCGGAAAAUGGCAGAAUUCCCUUCGAACUGAAGGGAACCCGCUGCACGGAGGCUUGGGUCCUGCCGCUACGGCGCAGCGGGGACCCUUAAAAACCACAGGCGGAAGAAGCCUGUGGACAUGGGACUCGGCGGGCACCGAGAGCACUCUCUCCCCUUGUACAGGAGCCCGGUAACGGGCUCCGGAGUGGGAGGUGCGUGGUGCUGUGAGUCGACUGCUUCCUCCGUGCAGCAAAGCCGCACUGCCGUUUUCGGAGAGCGCUGCCUUUUUCCUGGACAAUUUGGCAUCUAAAACAUCUAUCCGUGAGUACCUGAUCUUGGAAGAGCUGAACUACUUUUAAGAUUGGUGAAUAAAUUAAUAACAUUGGACUUGGACUUGAAAUUGAAUUUAAUUGGGACUCGGAACGGAAAGGUCUAAACAGGAAGUCAGCCUUCCGUUCUUUUGUUACGUGAAGAAAGCAAAGACAAAUUAUACUAAAGCUUGAAAAUUAAAUUCUGAGAGAACUAAAAUUUCAACAUCUAAGAUUUCUGAACCCCCCUUUGACUGCAGGAGAAGAAGGGGGUUGUUUUGGUCUUUUCAACCCUGCGGAAGUGAGUUUAAAAUAAAGUAAUUUUCCACCGCCCUGAACCAGGAGCGGGCUGUCAGAACUGACGUUUUGAAGCUUAUCCAGCUCGACAGAUAGUUAAAAGAAGGGUAACAUUUUGAUUCUACUGUUGCCUCUUGAAUUUGGAAGGGGGAAUUUUAGAUAAAGUGUUUCUGGAAAAAGAAAGAUUGUUGCUGUUGUUUUUCCCCUCUUAAAAAAAAUAAUAAAAAAAAAAGGGUUUUCCAUCUAGUGGAACUGAGUGAAAUUGCAAUGCAGAGAGUUUAAAAGAGAAGGACUAUUCUCGUGGGAAAGAAUUUUCUUUGACCUUGAAGGACAAUGCUUGUACAAAGGCUUGAACAAGUGUUCCUGGAAGGUUUUGCAAAAUUAAGUGCCCAGCUGGACCAGAUGCGUCAGGAGCCGACCUUGAUGAUGGAAGUUACCAGAGCACAGCAGCAAACAAAUGAAAUUCAGUUAAAGUCUAUACAAGUAUAUGAACCUGCUGUAGCGACGGAGGCUUCAGAGAUGGAGGGACCUUUGGAUGGGCAAGAUCAGCCUUUGAACUUGAUAAAUGAACUUGGGACAAACCUGAUUCGGAAAGAUGAAAUGUGGUCAGAUUUGGAAAUGGGGGGAUGGAUUGACACCCCUCUAUAUGGUUAUUUGGACUUUCCGAGUCUAGUGAUGGGCCAUCAGAGGAUUGGAGUAGUUGAAGUCUCCAAGCUUUGUGGAAAUUGGAAGUGGUAUUAUCUGCUGUCUGGCUUGGGUAAUGGGUUUGGGAUGGACUUGCUGCAAAGAGUCAAAAGCAUCUUUUUGCUGGAGUAUCCACAACUGAAAGGGAAAUAUCAACAAGAGUGGCGAAAGGGGCAAGAAAGAGACUUGAGGGCCUCGGAUACGAGACAACCAGGUUAAGGAGCCGGAUUAUUGAGGUUAAAAGGACUGACAAUCCCGGGUCCAGGGGAGGGUAGGUUGGAAGCUGACUGGACUGAAUCUGACUUAUUACUUUUUCUUUCUUAUUUUUUAAUAUUGGGAAUGUUUAUAAAUGUUUGAAGGAUGUUGAAUGAAAUUAUAUGGCUUAAGUAAGGAUUGGUAAAUGAUUUGUAAAAGGUAAUGAUGUAAGAAUCUGCUAAAUAUUGAAUAUAAGCUUUGAGUUUUAAAGUUUUUAUAUGACAAGAGGGAAAAUAGAAUAAGGAAAUGUAAUGAUAGAUUGUUAUGAAAAAACAGAAAGGAUUUGCUGUAAAAAUUAAAAACUAAGAAACAAGAGAGGGGAGGAGGAGGAAGUCUAGAAAGGAAGUUAAUGGAGAUCGUAAAGGAUUUUAUAUUUCUGUUUUUCUGUUUUUCUUUUUUUCUUUUUUGCGGCUGGGUUUUUUCUUCUUUAUUAUUUUUGUAUUAUUUUUGGGGUUUUUUUUGUAUUUUCAAACUUUUUUGGAAAUUUGUGUUGUUACUCUUUGAAAACUUAAUAAAUAUCAAUUAUGAAAAAAGAACAACAACAGAGAGAGAGAGAAAGAUUCUAAUUGCUAUUAGAUUCCAUUAAAUUUAUAAAUAUAGCUAUAAUGUGUGUGUGCAAAAUAUGUAUUUACGUCGGUUUGUAACUGAUUUUUUUCAUCUCAAUCUUUUUAUCACGCUUUCAGUUUGCUUGGGUUUAUUUCAUUGUGGGUUGGUUUUUUUGCACUGCUUCUACUCUUGAGCACCCUAAACAGCAUCUGAUACGACCUGUUACCGUAUUCUGCUUCUCCCUGCCCCCCAACAGCCUGCCACAUCCUGGAGUGCCCCGAGGGGCUGGCGCAGGACGUGAUCAGCACCAUUGGGCAGGCGUUUGAGCUGCGCUUCAAACAGUACCUCAAGAACCCUCCCAAGCUCGUCACCCCUCAUGACAGGUAAGGCCAAGCUGGUUUUAUCCAGCAACACCUGGAGGACCCCCCACUUUCCUAGACCAGUCAUGCUUCAACCAAUCAGGGAUCACAUAUUAAAUGCGUGUACAGUGUUGGAGAAUAUAGCGCUUACACAGGAAAAUCACACACCGUCUGAAAUUCAGACAAGGAACAGAAUUUCCAGCGCCCUGUUUAUAUAUGCUGUGGCAUCUCUUUGUUUUUUUUAUAGCAGACUCCCUCUGCUUUUCAAAUACUUUUUAUUGAACAAUUGUAGGCAAGAACAGCAAUGAAAGAAAAAAUAUCUUUAUUUUAAAGAAAGGUUAGUUGCCACAAUUGUCAAUAAAAAAAUAAAGGAUGCAGCUACGUGAUUUACUGAAUCGAUAAGAAAACAUAACCAAGAAGAGAAGGACGUGUGUUCUGUGAUUACAGAGGAUUCCAAGGUUUAAAUUAAAAUCAUUGCCAUUUUUUAACUUUUCAAUUCUAUGCAACCUUGGACUGUACUAAAUCUGGACGCUUGCUUAGACCUGUGGGUACCAAGCCCUCCUGAGCUGCUGUUUGUAUAUAAAAUAAAAUUAUACCUAAUGGCAAAGAAGCCAUUAGAUCCCUGGACACUCAAGCGAGAUUUCCGCCCCAGAUUUUCCCAAGAAAAAAAAAUCAGGCAAGAUUUUUCAAGGACAAUUUGCACUUCCUUCUUUCCUGUGGCUGUCUUGUAUCUUGUUAUCUGCCUAUUAAAAACAAAAUAAAACUUGUUUGCAGAGUAGUAAUAGCAGGGACGCGGGUGGCGCUGUGGGUUAAACCACAGAGCCUAGGACUUGCUGAUCAGAAGGUCGGCGGUUCGAAUCCCUGCGAUGGGGUGAGCUCCCGUUGCUCGGUCCCUGCUCCUGCCAACCUAGCAGUUCGAAAGCACGUCAAAGUGCAAGUAGAUAAAUAGGUACCGCUCCAGCGGGAAGGUAAACGGCGUUUCUAUGUGCUGCUCUGGUUUGCCAGAAGCGGCUUAGCCAUGCUGGCCACAUGACCUGGAAACUGUACACCGGCUCCCUCGGCCAAUAAAGCGAGAUGAGCGCCGCAACCCCAGAGUCGGCCACGACUGGACCGAAUGGUCAGGGGUCCCUUUACCUUUAAUAGCAGGAGAGGGCUAUAGCCUCUGUGCCCUGCUGUCUGCCCUCCCUAAGGCAUCCGACUGGAUCGUGUGGGGAUGCUGAGCAUCAUGGGAGCUUCCCUGGCCUGAUCCAGUAGGGCUUCUCUUGCAUUCAGCGCCUGCCCUCUUUCCUCAGGAUGGCUGGAUUCGAUGGCUCCGCUUGGGACGAAGAGGAGGAACCGCUGCCAGACCACCAGUACUACAACGACUUCCCGGGGAAGGAGCCCCCCCUGGGAGGCGUGGUAGAUAUGCGCUUGAGAGAAGGAGCUGCGGCGGCCCUGAUGCCCAACCACUUAGGAGCCACCCUGGUUAGUGCGCCGGCGUUCCUCUGCCAGCUCGCUCGCUCACCUGCAUGCAGGUCCUAGUCACCAUAGGCAACCAGGCUGGUUCUUAGAUAGGUACAGUGUGGAGGAAGUGGACAGGGGUCCAGUUUUCUCUCUCGAUCUCAUGACACUAGAAGCCAGCAGGAUUAUCUGGGGCAGCUGAAGCUUGGGAUUCCUGCAUUGCAACGGGGUUGAACAAAAUGACCCUUUGUGUAGCGUUCCCAAAGCAAGGAAGGAUUGGACUCUGAUUAAUAAAAUACACACAAGGCUUGACCAGCAAGACUCUGGGAGGAGUGCGAAUAAUAAUAAUAAUCCGUCCACCCCUUGGCCCAGGUCGUUUUAUUCACAAAAGAACUUUUUACACAGUGUUCGUAAGAACCAAUCAGAUUUCCUCUGAGCAUUUCAAAAAACUCCACGUGGGGACAAAAUUAAAGUUAAAACUACAAAGAGCUAAUUUAAGCAUGCAUACAUUCUGGGGUAAAUCAAACAGGAUUAAAAGGAGGAAUGCAUUCAGCAUACCCAAAGGUCAUAAACAAGCAGUAAACAGGAGAGGAGGGAUGGCAAGGAAAGAUUAGGCAUAUUUAUCACCUCCAUGUGAAACUAUUUCCUGGCCCUAAGAUUAACAAAACCAAGGAAAGGUACGUCAAAGCUAUCAUCUUUAUGACCCAGGAUGCCUGAUGAAGCAACUGGCCUGUGUAUUUAGAAUGCUUAUACGUGCCUGUCAGGCGUAGAGAAAGCAAAUGGCAGAGGUGCAGAGGCUUGUGGGAAUCGAUCAGAAACUAUUGUCAGUGCAUCAAACCCAGUCAACGCAAGGCUUUCAUUGCUGACACAGUGGCUUGCUCCAUAUUUCAGAAUUCCUCAUAGCGAUCCCACCUGACCCCCCACACUCUGGAUAUUUGCACCCCUACACCUUUGGGUCCCUUCCAGUGCUACAGUUCUGUGACAAUACUUCUUCCCACAGUUAAGCCCUGGAACUCACUGCCACAAGAAGCAGCGACGGCCACCACUUUGGAUGGUUCUAAAAGAGAAUUAAUGGGAAAGGCUAUCAAUGGCCACAACAGCUAUGCUCUGCCAUCCCGUUGGAGGCCGUGAUUUGCCUCUAAGCAUCGGUUGCUGGGAAUCAUGGAUGGAGAGGGUUGCCGUGGGGCUCAGCGCCUCCUUGCAGGCUUCCCAUUGAGGCAUCUGGUUGGAUAAUGGGAGAGCAGGUCGCUGUAACAGAUGGGCUACUGACCUGAUCAGCCAGGGCUAUUCUUGUAUUCUGCAGCCCAGAGCAGCACUCUGCUCCAUCCUAACUGCAGAGUCAUCUGAUGCUGUUGGGGACUGCAACUCCCAUCACUGCACCAUUGGCCAGGCUGGUCAAGGCUGAUGGGAGCUGGAGUCCAUAAGCAGGUGAAGGGACAAUGGGUUCCCCAUCCCUGAUCUACAAGUAUAAUAAGAAUGUUAUUAUUUGGCUGGGGUUCCCCAGCCACUCUGUGUGGCUUACAGCACAUUAAAAAAUUGUAAAACGUUAGACAUUACAGUGGUACCUUGAUCCGUUCCAGGAGUCCGCUCGACUCCCGAAACUGUUCGAAAACCAAGGCCCGGCUUCUGAUUGGCUGCAGGACCUUCCUGCACUAAAGCAGAAACCAUGUCGGACGUUCGGUUUCCCAAAAAUGUUUGCAAACCAGAAAACUUACUUCCGGGUUUGCGGCGUUCGGGAGCCGAUUUGUUCAGGAGCCAAGCCAAGGUUUGACUAUAAUGUCAAGCGCAUCUUUAAGCGUUUGAGCUCCUGUUUCUUACGUACAGAAGCAGGAAGCUGGCUUCCUGAGGGCCCCUCUCCCCUUGCCGAAUCCAGUCUAUGCUUAGAUGCCUCACUCACUGCCUUUCUUCCUUCAGCCUGUCUCCCAGAUGUCUGCUGGGGACUACGAAUCCAAGAAACCGCACCUCGCAGCACAAGGUGAGCUUCCAGGCCACUGCUUUGCCUUGAGUGGGAAAAGAGAACCCUUGGCAGCCAGUGAUGCUGUAGGGCUUUGGCUCAGUGCUAGGGCAUGCAGAAGGUCCCCAGUUCAGUUCCCUGGUACCUCCAGGAAGGGCUGGGGAUGUUCCCUGACCGAAACCCCAGCGAGCCGCCACCAGUCAAUGCAGUCACCCCUGGCUAGGUAGAUCAGUGGACUGGCUCAGGAUAAGGAAGCUUCCUAUUUAAAAUUGCCUUUAGGUAAAGGGUAAAGGGACCCCUGACCAUUAGGUCCAGUCGUGACCGACUCUGGGGUUGCGGCACUCAUCUCGCUUUACUGGCCGAGGGAGCCGGCAUACAGCUACCGGGUCAUGUGGCCAGCAUGACUAAGCUGCUUCUGGUGAACCAGAGCAGCGCACGGAAACGCCGUUUACCUUCCCGCCAGAGUGGUACCUAUUUAUCUACUUGCACUUUGACGUGCUUUCGAACUGCUAGGUGGGUAGGAGUAGGGAUCGAGCAACGGAAGCUCACCCCGUCGCGGGGAUUCGAACCGCUGACCUUCUGAUUGGCAAGUCCUAGGCUCUGUGGUUUAACCCACAGCACCACCCACCAGUUCAUGCUUUAAUUUCAGGAGAAGGGCCAUAAUUCAGUGGCAGAGCAGCUGCUUUGAGUACAGAAGGUCCCGGGCUCAAUUAUUGGCAACUCCUGAUAGGGCUGGGGAAAAGACCCUUGUCUGAAACCCUGAAAAGACUCUGACAGCCCAUAUAGAUGGACUGGAGGGUGUGAAUUAGUUUAAGGCUGCUUCCAAUGUUCCUGCGUUCCCCGCCAGAAGUGGUAGACCCAGGCUUUUCCUGGUAGGCUGCCUCUGGGCAUGGAGGCUCCUCUUCGCUACCCUUGACCUCCUGAGCUCCCCAUCCUGUUUGCUGCCAUGUGGGGCUUCUAUUUGUUACAGUCUUCCUGCGGGUUUCCUAAUGCUCUGUUCUGUCCCCUCUCGCAGGAAGGGAGAGGGGCCCACCCGGCCGCACGGAUCUCUUUGACGACCCCUCCUACGUUAAUGUUCAGAACCUGGAGAAGGCGCGGCAGGGGGCUCCGGGGGCCACUGCCAACGGCAGCGCCCAGCGAGAUCUCUUUGACAUGAGUGAGUGUCAAAGGCAUGUUUGUGUAUGUGUAUGUGCAAGAGACUUGUGGGCACAGGGGCAGUAGCCUUGCAAUUAAGCACUUGCCUGGUAGCCACAGGCGGGUAAAAAGGUUGGUGGAAGCACCUAGUGGGAAAAUAUUGGGGAUGCCUUUUGAAAGGGGCAAGGCAAACUCUUUGUCCCUCCUCUUCCAACAGGCUAGUACAAUUAUUAGUAGUAACCUGCAAGCUAGCUUUGGCUUCUGAAAUGUGCACUUCUCACCAAAGUCCCAAAGUGGUUUGCAUCCUAAUUAAAAAGAGAGAGAGAGAGAGAGAAAAACAAUAAUAAGAUCUCAUCAUGUCUUUGCCUGGUGCCAAAUAUUGGUCCUGGCAGGCCUCCCUGGGGAGAGUUGUCAUAUCAAGCGUUUGUACCCCAUUCUUCAGCCAAAAAGACUCCCAGGGGACUACCGUACGGUCAGUUAAAAGAAGACCGCAAGCCUGCAGGCAGGUGCUAUCUUAAAAAUGAAAAAGACAUGCAAGGAAAAGGGGGAAGGGAGGGAAAUUGAACUCGUCACUAAUUCAUAGAAUCCUAGAGUUGAAAGGAACCACAAGGCUCAUCUAGUCCAACCCCCUGCAAUUUUGCCAAUGUGGGGGUCAAACCCACGACUCUGGAGUCUCACGCUCUACCAACUGAGCUAUCAAAGAUUUAGUAUUACGGUCAAUGAGCAGCAUUAAGAAACCGGGAUAAGAAGUGCAUUGAGCACAUCAUCUGAACUGUGUUAUGAGGGAAGGGGGAAAAGGGUGGAAUAAAAUUAAGCGAAUGAAAAUAACACAAAAUAAGGUAAAACGGGCCCCAGCAUGAUCACCAGAGUGCCUGAGGUCACACGACACAUGAGGGAGAAGCGACAGGGAGGGAAGAGGGGGAAAUCAAACUCAGGCACGUUCUUCAACCAUUGGGCAGCUGGCGCAGGAUCUGGGCCUCCAGCAGAACUGAGGAAAUGAGCCUUCUGCUCCCGAUCUCUCCUGCUGGGCAGUCUGAUGGAAUGGCUGCCCUCAAGCAAUAGCAGAGGGGAGAGGAGGCCGGGCGGAGAGCCUUCCAUGAAGUAUGGCUUGAGGAUGGAAGGCUGCUAGUAAUGUUUGGUGACCUUAUUUAAAAGGCUUAUUUACAAGUGCGUUUCGGGCUGGAGGAUAUUUGUUUGUUUGUUUGAUUGGUUUAUCUACCGCACUUUGUCACAAGAUCUCAAUAAUCAGGUAUAAAUAAUCUAGUAGUGUUAAUUUAACUGCUCUUGCAUCUCAAGAUACACACCUGUUCCUGCAGAAGUGCAUAUCCCAUUCAAAAGAGAGGAUUAAGAAAUACAGUGGUACCUCGGGUUAAGUACUUCAUUUGUUCCAGAGGUCCGUACUUAACCUGAAACUGUUCUUAAGAGAGCCAGUGUGGUGUAGUGGUUAAGAGCGGUAGUCUCGUAAUCUGGGGAACCGGGUUCACGUCUCCGCUCCUCCACAUGCAGCUGCUGGGUGACCUUGGGCCAGUCAUACUUCUCUGAAGUCUCUCAGCCCCACUCACCUCACAGAGUGUUUGUUGUGGUGGAGGAAGGGAAAGGAGAAUGUUAGCCGCUUUGAGACUCCUGAAGUCUCUUCUUCUUAACCUGAAGCACCACUUUAGCUAAUGGGGCCUCCUGCUGCUGCUGUGCCGCCGGAGCACGAUUUCUGUUCUCAUCCUGAAACAAAGUUCUUAACCUGAAGCACUAUUUCUGGGUUAGCGGAGUCUGUAACCUGAAGCGUAUGUAACCUGAAGCAUAUGUAACCCAAGGUACCACUGUAGUGUCAACAUGUUUCUGACCUGAAACCAUUCCAUUUAAACUGUUGUGGUAUUGGUGGGGUGCCCCAUGAUGUGGGGUUUUGUUGGAAAUUUUUGAAAUGGGAGUAGUGGGAGAGUUCCUAAUGCUUGAAAUCAGGCUUCACCAAUGUGGUGGGUUGGGCUCCAGCUCCCACCAUAAAUCCCUAAUAAUUAAUAAAUGAAUAAAACGAUGAGGGAGCUUUCUGCCCUACUCUCAUUUUUCCUUUGUGGGCUUCUGCUAGCGUCUUGUAGUCCCCAGCCUAUUCUAUCUCGAUGGCACUGAAAGGGGUUGUCAAGCUGCUAGUCCUCACUUGGCUGUUGUGCACCUCUCGCCGCUUGCCUCUCUCCCCAGAGCCGUUUGAGGAUGCUUUGCGGGGGCCGCCGCCUGCAUCGCCAGCCCAGCUGGUGGCCUCCAUGGAGGAGCAGCUCCGACGGGAGCCCUGGUACCACGGCCGGAUGAGUCGCAAAGAUGCCGAGAAGCUGCUGCAGGCGAAUGGGGACUUCCUGGUGCGCGAGAGCACCACCACACCGGGGCAGUAUGUGCUGACCGGGCUGCAGGGGGGGCAGCCCAAGCACCUGCUCCUCGUGGACCCCGAAGGAGUGGUGAGGCUUCCUUCUUCUGCUUCAGGGUGUGGGGCGAGAGGGGCCAAGUGCAGCCUACAAAACAGCCCCUCCUGUCACAAAUCCCCGCUUUGCUGGCUGCCCCCUGUUGAGACUAGUAGGGUGGUAGGUCGGGAAACCCAAUGGUAGGCGGAGCCAGAGCCAACAAGAGGAGGAGCCAGAGGCAGAAGGACAGGAGGCGGGGAGACCCAAAGGUGGGCGGAGCCAGAGCCCAACAAGAGGCAGGAGGCAGGGAGACCCAAAGGUGGGCGGAGCUAGAGCCAACAAGAGGCGGAUCCAGAGGUAGAAGGACAGGAGGCAGGGAGACCCAAAGGUGGGCGGAGCCAAGCCCACUCAUUCUUGUUUUGUCCCUCUCCUCCUCUCAUGGGCUUUUCUGGGGGUUUUCCCUACACCAACUCCCAGGCCAGUUUUGUGGGGUAAGAGGCAGGAAUGGGGGGAGCCCCAUUGCGCAAGCAGUGCAUUUUGGGUUUACUAAAAAAAAAGCCUUACAGCCAGAGUCUCCUUCCCCUACCUGCAGGUCCGGACGAAGGAUCACCGCUUCGAGAGCGUCAGCCACCUCAUUAGCUACCACAUGGACAAUCGGCUGCCAAUCAUUUCGGCGGGCAGCGAGCUCUGCCUGCAGCAACCAGUGGAGCGGAGAUCGUGAGCAGCGAGGGGCCGGGGUGUCAUCCUCAUCCCCACCCCGCAAAUCCUUCAGUGGGGAAAAAAAAUUUGCCGCCUUGCCCCUUCCAGCAGUUUCACCUCAGCUUCUCCUGCCUUUUACGGGUGUUCUGUUCCUCAUACACGUGUCGCCUGUACACUAGGCAUCAAUGGUUCCCUCCACCACAGGCCAGAGCGGUGCCAUCUCUGCCAAAGCGUCUCCCUUUUAUUGCGAGCUGGACACCUGCCUCACUCCACAAAUCCCUCCUUGGUAGAAGAUGCUCUCUGAUUAUCAACAAACUCUCCUGUCGCUUAUCGUCACCCACCUUUCAUUUCUCACAAGGAGGCCCUGGGCCAGCACUGCCUCACCUUUGCAAAGCCUGCGCAAGGCGCUAGUCCUCAGCGAGGGCGCGAGGGUCUCAGUUUCUCAUGGCUCUUGCUGGAUCCCGUGCCUGCACAGCUUCCCUUGGGGCAGAAGAGCCCCAAACUUCGCCUGCCUAUUUACCCCCCACCCCCAGUUCAGAUAACCUGACCCUUCUUCUCUUGACUUUUUAAAGCGGCUGGGUGGAAGUCCGUUCCCGUCUCCCGUUUCUAGCAGCGCCUGAUUGAAUCUUUGCCCAAUGGAUUCAGCUAAUGCCAAAGUUGCUGGUCGUAUUUUGUUGUUUUGUGGGGGAGAGGGUGGAGGGAGGGAAACAAUAGCCUCUCCCCCGCCUUUUUUGUAAAGCACAAAAAAGAGAGAGCGCAAUUCUCCCCCUGGACCCAGAUGUGUAACACAUACACCCCCCCAAAAAAACACCACUCACUUUACAUAUUAAUUAACUCUGCGUGCCUUGACCCUUUUACAGGUCUGAGAUUUUAUGCAAAAUCCCUCUUGCUGUGGUGGCCUGCUUUGGAGGGCGGUGGGGUAGGGGUGGGAGAGAAGAAGGCUGUUGUUCUCUUACCCGCCCCCCACCCCAAAUCUCUAGGACCUGCACAGCCAUCACUGUGCCCCGGCGGGCACUCCUACACCCCUUGGGCAUCCCUGUUGGCAAAAGUGCCCUGCGGGGAAGGUGGAGGAGGGGGCGGGAUUACUCUGAGCUAUGCCCUACACUACAGCCCCUCUCCUCGCCUGCAUUGCAGGGGGUUGGACUAGAUGGCCCUCAGGGGUCCCUCCCACCUCCAUGAUUCUAUGAAAGCACAGCCUUAGCAGCACAGGGACCCCUCGGGACUUGUGGGACGCUCAUCCUUGAACUCGAGGACCUUCCGCAAGGAGGCAAUAUUGGGGUGGGGAGCACAAAAGCUUUCCAUAGCACCCAAAGGACCCAGGGAGAGAGUGGGGGGGGUGUAGAAGAAAGCCACGUUUCCUUGCAGUGCUCAGGCUGCAGCCACACCUCCCUGCCCUCCCCAGGUCUGUAAAUAAGUUUGAUAACUUUAGUGUUGCAUGUACAUUGUUAUACUCCAGAAGCCAAAGUGUAGCCCCCCCUCCACUCCCUCACACACACACCCAUGAUCACUGUGCCUGUCCCCCCACCCUGGGGGACUUCAUUUCCACCUCACGUGCCCCCCCCAAAAUCCUAUACACACACUUUUUAUCGGUUUGAUUUUAUCUUGAUUAUACCAAAGGAACCCAAUGAUUAUUAUUAUUAUUAUUAUUAUUAUUAAAAGUUGGUAUUUCUUU
Podarcis lilfordi (Lilford's wall lizard) is the source of this 48541-nucleotide messenger RNA. Lineage: Eukaryota; Metazoa; Chordata; Lepidosauria; Squamata; Lacertidae. The record is from the annotation of a GenBank genome assembly.